Molecule: messenger RNA, 59136 nt
Organism: Podarcis lilfordi (Lilford's wall lizard)
Lineage: Eukaryota; Metazoa; Chordata; Lepidosauria; Squamata; Lacertidae
Source: the annotation of a GenBank genome assembly
UUGCUGUAUGUAGGUUUUAUUUUAUUUGUUUUUUUAUCUUAUAUUUUGGAAAUGUACAUCCAGUUUUUCCCCCCUUUACAUUUUUUUGGGAGAGUGGGGCCCUAAGCUAUAGCUUGUUUAGCUUAUGUACGUAAAUCCGGCAGUGGGGGGCGGGGAGCUUUCUCUGUUGCACCAUCUCCAUGCCAGAAAACGCACCAUCCGAACACCUGCCUGUCACGCAGCUAUGAAAAGCCUAGUUGCGAUGAAAAGGACAUUCUAAGGUAGCUGCGAGGCUUUAAUCCAGCUCCCAUUUUAGAAACUAAACAGAGCGGAAGAGCGCCUUAGCUUCCUCCUCUGCCACUUCGUCUCCGGACUCUCCAAGCAGAAAGCGGUUGAGCACGAGAACUUCCGCGAAAUUCCGGACGUCUCCCUCUCGGCUGGCGGCGGCGGCACCUGCUCCAAGCGGAGCCGGCGUCGCCGGGGAAACAAACGGCCGAGGGGCAGCGCCCGCGAGGCGAGUUGCCGCUGAGGGCAGCCAGCCCCCUCUGGAGGGACCCAGGCGCAGGAGCGGAUUCAAACCGCCCAAUGGAGCGUCAGAUUGGGGGCAAGGGCGGGCAUAGCGGCGGCCAAUGGAGAACGAGGAUAUUGGGAGGUGUGGCCUGCGUCGGUGAUUUCAAACCCACUUGAGGAGCGGCCCGUGGUUUGCCUUACCGACUGGCCGGUCGCGGCCUAGGUGAGUAUCCGCCGCCUGCAUGAGAGGGGGGCCUCAGCAGGUGCAUGGAAAGCGGGGCUUGGGCCAGGACGGCCGGGGCGCGGAGCUCGGAGAAAGGCCGUUGCUCUGAGGCGGCCGGGCUCCGCCUCGUUCUUACUGCCAUUCUGGUCCUCACGAUGGGCUCCACAACACAGCUCCAUCCCCACCCCGCUGCUCUUGAGGGGAGGGAGGGUUAGUGGUUUGCGUUUGUUCUUGGUUUUUGUUAAGCAUUUUGUGUGUUUUUUUAUCUUGUGUUUUUUUAUGUUGUGAACAUCGCCGAGAUCUACCGAUGAAGGGCGGCAUACAAAUUUAUUAAGUAAUAAUAGCGGCAGCUACGGAAGGCCCUCCACCGAUCUCGGCAUCGCCUGUAAAACGAGCCCGCGCUCUCUGCGCUCUGUCUGAGGUGCACAGCGGAAUAGGGCUUCCCGCUCGAGUCAUCUGCGUGUGGGCAUGCGCUGCUGAGGGCUGCAGGUUUGGGUGGGGGGCUCAGCAACUUGCUGUCCGGUGGAAGCCCCAUGCCCACCCUUCACUAGGCAAACUCACUCACUUGCAUCUCCCCUCCCCUCCCUGGUCAAAGGUUAAGCAGGGGCAGGGGGUAGAAUUUUGCUUACUGCCAGUUGCCCACUUGAGCAAGCAGGUAGUACCAGUCGCUACUAGGAAUAUACAAAAAGCUCUUGUAUUGAGUCAGGUCACUGGUUCAUCUAGCUUAAUCUUGUUCGCCCUGACUGGGAGCAACUUUAUAGGGGUUCAGGCAGGUGUCCCUACCUGGGACCUUCUGCAGGCAAAGCAGAUGCUCCACCACUGCUCUUCUUCUAGUGAAAGGGAGACGGCAGUUGAGUGAGCAACUGUAGACACCAUACCACUCUGUGUUGCCAUUGCUGCUAGCUCACUUGCCCAGUAGGGUGAGUGACACUGGUGACUAGAAACAGGACCUGCUUGUCUGUCCUCUCCCUUUCCACCGGUGCUGCUUGCUUGCUGCAUGUGUGAGUUGACAAACAGACACUAGAAGUUCCUAUCUGCUUCACUGAGGGAUGAAGAGAGGCUAUAACAAGCAUUGGUGUUCACAAUGUUACAUGUACCUAAUCUAGAGGGGAAGAGGAGUAGAACUUUAAUACCUUCAGGAGGACCCAAUCAUGCUGCUGUGAUGGAUACUUCUACAGACAGGUUGUGGUUGGUAGUGGGCUCUCCUUAGGCCAUGGCAGUUGCCGGAAGAAUCCAGCCCUGGGUAGGGGCUUCCCAGAGAAGUAGAGGAACUCUUGAUGGCUCUUUGCUCACCCAUGACAUAGGGAGCAGUGAUGAAUGCUAGGGCAGCUGUCACCACUGUGAACCAGUGAUGAUUGUCAGUAGCUGCUUUUAGGGAGAAGUGGGCAGAGGAGCUCACAUCAGCAGUUGCCAUUCCCAGAAACCAUUGGUGUUUACUUGCUCUGGUGCACUAAUGAGCAGCAUUGACAGCCUUUCUUUUCUUGGCAGUUGGUGAAUGUUGUUGCUGUCAGUUUGUUCAGGUGAGCUAUUGGUGAUAGAAGUGGCAAACAAGGAACAACCUCCAUUCCCUACCCUCCAACACAAGAGAGUGAAGAAGACAGUGAGCCUUAUGGUGAGGACAGGGGUCCCCUAGACAGCAAGUUGGCAUGGGCCUAUCAAACCUGGAGCUAGUUCUACUGUAGUAGAGACACUUAGGAACUAUUCUGUGAAGGAUUUUUCCUCCAGUGGGCCUUACAUCCAAGCCAUUUACUAGGGUUUCUAUGCUUAGAAUGUUUAUAUACCCAUAGGUAUGAGUGGUUUGAUAGGCAUUGUUAGUGCCUUCUACAAAGUGAGAUGCACAUUAAUGCUUAUUGUGGGCAAUAAUACAUUUAAUCACACACCCAAGAGGUACCCCGUUCAAAAAGUCUUGCUGGAUCAUAUCCAUGUACUGUAGUUAAAUACCCCCCUUCCUGAUGCCUCUGGAAAGCUUACCCUGAUUUCUCCCCCCCCCCCCUAAAAAAAGUUUCAUAAUUAGGACCUUGAGCUCCUUCAGUUUAAGAUACCUGGAAGUAUUAUUUGUUUAUGCAGUAGAUCUUCAUUUGACUUCUCUCUUGAGCAGGGAAGGCAAUAUUCCUUUUGUAGAAGGAGAGGUAUGUUUAAAUGCCAGCAUCUAUGUCCCAAGGAGGAUUGGAUAAAUCCUAGGCACCUGUGCACUUACAUAUUUUAUACUGACAUUUUUAUAUUGGAGAUAAUUUGGCUCUGCAAUAUUGGUAACUACUUAUAAAGAGGAUAAGCUAUUAAAAUGUUAUAUCUGCGCUGACCCUUUCCCUAGGCACCUGCCCUGUUCUGAAAGUAGCUUUCAUCAUGGUUGCUAAGUGCACUUUAUUCCAGAACUUGGAAAGUCCAUAGAACAUAAUGGAUCUUCUAUUUCAGAACAUGCUUGUUCUUUUAACACUCUCUAUAACAUGUUACAACUUCAAAAUGUCUUACUUUGACAUUUUUACCCACUAUUGCUACUGCACACUUAGAGACUCCAUUGUUUAUAACAGCAGCUUCUUUAUGGUCUAGUAAUAACAUUUCUUCAAGUCUCCUGCAAUCUACUGGUGGGUACCUCUUUCAUCAUUUAGGAUAAUGAACUGAGAAUCUUAAAUAGCUUUGUGGGUCUGGACCUGAGGCAUUUGCUUUUAAUCUCUGAAUACAGAUACUGUGUUACACUUCUAGUUCUUACAAGUAGGUUACCAAUUACUGUUUGAAAAUGUUUCAUCUGAAUUUGGUUGCAAAUACAGUGAAAACAUUUUUUCUGGAUGAAGCAAAAAUGUGAAUAUGUACUGGAAUAUUAUUCUGCAGACUGCAAUUACGUCAUACUCUAUUCUGUUUAUGAUUUUUCAGGGUUGGGCUUCACCAUUUUAAUCAUUAUUGUUUUGUAUUGUACCAUGCACAAAUGUCAAAGGAAUUAUUUCUGUUUAAGAAUAUUGUGUUGGUGUAUGUGAAAUUUCUUGCUCAUAGUGUAAUGAUUUAAUAAUAAUAAUAAAUAAUAAGUUUUUAUUUAUACCCCGCUCUUCCUGGUUCAGAAACCCGGGCUCAGGGUGGCUAACAACAAAUUUAAAACACUUAAUUGUAAUACAACAUAAAAGCAGCAUAAAAUACAGUAUGAAAGCAUGAAUAACAAUAAAGUUCAAAGUUCAAAAAUCAAUUUGAGGGAAAUCCAUCCAAUAAACAUUAGUCACCAGGGCUAGCUGGCUAAAUUAGACCUACAGUGGUACCUCGGGUUACAGACGUUUUAGGUUACAGACUCCGCUAACCCAAAAAUAGUACCUUGGGUUAAGAACUUUGCUUCAGGAUGAGAACAGAAAUCGUGCGGCGGCAGCGGGAGGCCCCAUUAGCUAAAGUGGUACCUCAGGUUAAGAACAGUUUCAGGUUAAGAAUGGACCUCCGGAACAAAUUAAGUUCUUAACCCGAGGUACUACUGUACUUGGGCCAGUGAGGAGGCCAGGGCAGAAUUAGCUGUGGGAUCCCAGAGUGGGUAAUUUUCAUAAAAAGUGGGGAGGGGGGAAGAGAAGGGAAAUAAAAGAUCAGGCUGAGUUCAAAUUAAAGGCCAGGUGGAAUAUCUCUGUCUUACAGGCCCGGCGGAAGGAGGUUAAAUCCUGUAAGGCCCUAGUCUCAUGGGACCAGGUCGGAGCCGUCACUGAAAAGGCCCUGGCCCUGGUGGAGGAUAGUCUGACUUCCUUAGGGUCCAGGACAUCUAAACUAUGGUUAUUCAUGGACCUUAAGGUCCUCUGCGGGGCAUACCAGGAGAGGCAGUCCCGUAUAUACCAGGGCCCUAAGCCACGAGGGGCUUUAAAGGUCAAACCCAGCACCUUGAACCUGACCCUAUACUCCACCGGGAGCCAGUGCAGCUGGUAAAGCACUGGGUGAAUAUGCUCCCAUGGCAGGAACCCCAUGAGGAGCCUUGCUGCAGCAUUCUGCACCCGCUGGAGUUUCUGGGACAGUUUCAAGGGCAGCUCCACGUAGAGCAAGCCUGGAGGUGACCGUUGCGUGGAUCACUGUGGCCAGAUCAGGGCAGGAGAGGUAAGGGACCAAUUGCUUAAUGCGGCGAAGAUUAUCAGUGUUAAUGACAAUCACUAAUAGACACUCCCCCCCCCCAAAAAAACCUAUUACUAGCUUUAUGUAUGUAUUUAUUUACUACAAGCAUUUCCACUUAGGAACUCAAGGCAGUGUGCAUGAUUCACUCUCUUUUUAUCUUCUCAACAACUCUGUGAGGUAUAAUAUAUGACACAGGCCCAAUGUUGCCCAGUGAGCUUCAUGGUUUAGUGGGGAUUUGAACCCUGGUCUCUCAGGUUUGACAGUCAUACACAUUCAUUCCAGCAGACUGAAUGAAAACUAACGGUUUUUGCAGUGGUAAAUGCUGUUUCCUUCUACUUUGUGGAUGUUGAUUUGUUUAUUAACUUUGUUUCCACCUGGUAAGUUCUUGUUAAAAGGGGAAUUAUGGUUACACAGAACCUGAAUGCAUUUCAGAAGCAUGGAAACAUGCUAAGGAUGUUCCUAUUUUUCUUGACUUGUAUUUAAAAAAUAAAUAAAUCUUGUUUGAGGUGCUUUCUCCUUGCUGUAGGGUACUGCAGACAUUUGCAGCCAUAAAGGGUAGAGCUUACCUAAUUUUUCUGACAAUGACCUAGUUGCUGAUUUUUGUAGUACUGUCUAUUAAAGCUGUGAAAUGGCACGUGCAAAUUAAGUGGUUGUUGCAGUAUUUAUCCUUGACUGGUAUUAGGAUUAUGAGCUUCGUUUUACUAUUGUAGGUGGAAAGCAUUUCAGCAUACUGAUGUGUGUUUGCGUGCACCUUUCAUUAUGUUCCUUUGAGGUUAGGUGAUUGUAAGAAGGCAGGAAAACCAAGCUUUGAUGCUUAUAUAAAACACGUGAUUCUAACAAAGCUUUGAGUAGUGCUACAGAACGCUGAGCAGUUAAAGGUGUCUCCUGUAAAUUUGAGGAAAGUUGUUGCACUUUGAACAGCUUCUAUAAGGCAGGACGUUGUAGUUGGUUCUUCUUAGGGAGAUGGGUCUCUGGACGUUUUUCAAAGGCCACUUAUUUUGUCUUACCAGCGCAAUGUUACAAAAAAUGUUAAUUCGAAAGCAGUUGGAGGCAGAGUAGUUCUUUUCGCAAUUAAACGUAUGCUUGCGGAUUCUGUUUCGGACCACUAUUUUUAACAGGUUCAAUUUACGGUCCCUAGUACAGAGAUCACACAUAAGCACAACCCUGUACAUACCGUCGGGCUCCUAGCCCCGCGGGAUCAGCAAGACUUAAGAUACGCGGAAGCCUCUUCAGGAGCACGACCCACCUAGCUCUAGCUAGUCUGGCCAUAAGUGGACGAAUGGCCUUCCUGGCCAGGCCUCUUGUUCAGCAUGAGAACCCGUUUGCGACAGAAAGGGAAUCAAAAAGGCUUGCGAACUGGUUAGGGUGGGGACCCUCCGCGGCGCGGAAGCCUCCGUAGAAGCGCUCUGCCUCUCUGAUCGGGGGUGGGGGAGAGCGAAGGGGCGGAGUGAGCGCAUGGUCCGUCCAGGGCGGGGAUCCCUGCCUUUGUUUGUCACAUGGCCCGGGGAAGGCCCUUCGCUCAGGUGCGACGGGAGGCGGAGGUUGGUGUCGCCGGCUGCGACGCGCCCCGCCCUUGGGGGAGGCGCCUCCUUCUCUGCCGGUCGGAGAUGCAGCUCUCCGCCCGCUCCUGCUGCUAAGCCGGGCCGCGGUUGCUGGGCAAGCGAGAGUCCGGCCUAGUCCGCCCUGGGGGAAGGCGACGUUGUCCGGCGCCCGCUGCAAGGUAGGGCGGUGGCACUGGUGGCGAGGCCUAAAUCCCCAGGGUGAAGGCCAGCUGGGGAGGGCGACUGUCAUAAACAAUGCCGGGGGAGCGGCCUGCUGCCCCGCUGCAUUGGGUGGCCAAGUUGUACCGAGCAGCGUCUCUCGGUCGGUCGGUCGGUCCGGCUGGCGAGCGGCGUCGGCCGAUUUGUUGUGCUGGUGGUUGUAGAUGUCGACUGGCUCCGAGCUGCAGUAACUGGGGAAAUGUGGCCCUGCUGGGCAUAGAGCGGGAAACGGUGUCUGGGGAGCCUUCGGCAAUUCCUGUCGCAGGGGAAGGGGACGUGCGUUGUAGGUCUAGACCGGCAAUGUGAUCUGGGACAGAAAGGGGAUCCUUGACAGGGAAGGGAUUCGGAUCACCUUUUGAGAUUCCCCUGUAUGUGCUUGGAAGACGCUGGGGUGAGGUGGGGUGGCAUGGGCGCGAGAUUGUCUUGAAUGAAGAAGGCCUAUGUCAGGAAUCCUCAACAUCGAGCGCUUGAGCAUUUGAACGGAGGUGUUAUGUUAUGCUGUUCUACUCUGUGAAUGUUCACAACAACAACGCUGGCCCUAUUUCAGGGUGCUUGCUUAUUAUGCUUCGUAGGAAAUUUUCAUUCUUUGAAAUUUAAACCAGGGAUGCUUAAUUUUUGACUCUCCAGAUGUUGGACUACAACUCCCACUAGAAAUCAAGCAGGCACUAUCCCUGUUUGAGAUCCCUGGUUUAAAAGGUUUUUCAGGAAGUCCUUGUGUUAUGAACUUGUUCUAAUGUUUUCUACGUUCUGAUGUUGUAACUUAAGUGUUAAAUUCAAUCUGUUGUAUGUUUUGCUCUUUCCUGUAAACAGCUGUGAGAUACAUAGUAAAAAGUGGGGUAAAGUAAAGGUAAAGGGACCCCUGACCAUUAGGUCCAGUCGUGGCCAACUCUGGGGUUGCGGCGCUCAUCUCGCUUUAUUGGCCGAGGGAGUCGGCGUACAGCUUCCGGGUCAUGUGGCCAGCAAGACGAAGCUGCUUCUGGCGAACCAGAGCAGCGCACGGAAACGCCAUUUACCUUCCUGCCGGAGCGGUACCUAUUUAUCUACUUGCACUUUGGCGUGCUUUCGAACUGCAAGGUUGGCAGGAGCAGAGACUGAGCAACGGGAGCUCACCCCGUUGCGGGGAUUUGAACCACCAACCUUCUGAUCGGCAAGUCCUAGGCUCUGUGAUUUAACCCACAGUGCCACCCGCGUCCCUAAAAGUGGGGUAUAAAUAUCUUAAUCAUCCCUGACUGGUCAUGUUAACUGGAAUCCAACAUCUGGAAGGCCACAGCCUAGGCUAACUUAUUUUAAGCUUUUUGUAUCUGGUGCUUUGCAGAGCAUUUUUUUAAUUUAAAAAAAAUGAUUUCUUUUCUUGCGCUCCUCUUCAUAAAAAAGACUUCCAGGGAUGUAUUGUAUCCCAAUUUGGUACAAAAUUUGAGGAAUUAUUUUUUCGGGAUUACAGUACAAGUUUUUGAAAAUGGUACCAAACAAUGUUUUAAAAGGCUUGUAACAACAAACAGUUCCUAGAGUUAUAGCAGAAUUCUAUAAUGUUUACCCAGAAGCAAGUCUCACUACCCCAUGCUUCAAUUUUAUUAAGUCUGUUACAAAAGUUGGGUGCCUCCCACUCUCUCUGCUGGGUGGUGGCAAAAGCCCAUGGGUAUUGAGACACAGCAGAGACACUUGUAGCUUUAAGAAAUAUGGGUUAUUCAUUCAUUUACCCCUUCAAUCUGCAUUGAGGGAGUCCAGAUCUUACCGCAUGGUCAUUUCAAGAGGGGCUUGUACCCCACAGCAGUGCAGCUCUGGAGUCCAAGUCAUCUCUCCCAGUAAUUUUCUCAGCCAGCCUGUCCAAAAAAUGGCUCCCAACCCUUCUUCAUCCUCCUUCCCUGAACCCCUUACUACCAGACUCCCUUUUCCUGUCACCUCAAACAUUGUUUUGCUGGCAACCUUCCAAAUCCCCAGUCACUGUUCACCUGGGGUGGGGGGAAAGGACAAUUCCUCAAUGAUUCUCUAUUGUUUCUUAAAGGCUUGGCCAGCUUGUUUAGCAUAGGCUAGUCCAGGAAUUGAUCUUCAGAUUGUAUUUCUCCCUUCACACCCCAAAUCAUCAAAAUCCUACCAUUUAUUAAAUUCUGAGAGUAACCCUAAUCAAGCACUGUGUUUCUGGCUUCAGAAAACAUAUGAUUACUUUGUUGGAGUGCUCAGUUCAUUUGUUCUCUCUCCCCAGUUCUUUUUGAUUGGCUGUUUUCUUUUAGAAGACAUCUGAAGGUAGCCCUGUUUAGGGAAAUUUUUAAUAUUUGCUGAAUUAUUGUAUUUUAAUCUUUUGUUGGAAGCUGCCCAGAGUAGCUGGGGAAAUCCAGCCAGAUGGGUGGGUUAUAAAUAAUAAAUAAUAAAAAUUAUUAUUGUUGUUGUUGUUUUAUACUUGAAACAGCAACUGCCAUACUGUAAAAUAUUUCAAAUGAUGCAGUCAAAUUUAAGCACUUUUAAGUCCCCAUUAUCUGAAAGUAGGAAAAAGUUAAGCAUGUCUGUUAAUCCUGUUGAAAUUGAGAAGGCAUAAAGGUGCUGGGUCAUUUAGCUCAAUCUGAUAUCUUUAGCUCAAUCUGAAUAUGUUUUCUUUGAAAUAAAUCUUACAGAUUUCAGUGUGGUGUACUCUGGAAUAGCUGUAUGUAGGAUUGCAGUUACCGGUAGAUACUUCAAAGUCACAUUGUGUAUUUAAAACACAAAUAAUCAAUUCUGUACAAUUCUGAUAUUAGAAAGCUUUUAUCAUUUGUGUCCUCAAAGCAGCUUCUGUGAAAAGUAACAUUUUGAGAUGGCUUGGUUGUGUUGUUGUUUGAUAGGUGAAUCUUUCUUGCUGUGGGUGAUGUUGGAGGUCCAUCACACUGUUAAACAGUAGAAUGCACUGGGUAAUAAACUCUGGGCUCACCAUACUUGCUACGUGGUCCAGAACAAAUUACAAUUCCUCUGCCCAGCUAAUGUCAUAGAAUAAUUACAAAAUUAGAUGUGAGUUCCCCAUAAAAAGCAAAAAAAGGAGGGCAAGCUGAAUGAACAGAUUUGAUCUUCAGUUGCUUCAUCUUUUAAGCAUUGGGGAGCUACAGGUGAAGUUUUGCAAAUAGAAUUGGAAAGGAAAGUUUUGUUAAAAAUUAAUCUGAGGUUUUGCUUCUAAGUGAGAUCUUGAGCAAAGCUUUUCCUUGGUUGCAGCAAAACAAUAGUAACUUACGGAGUAAUGACAACAGUGGCAGUGAUCCAAGUAUCAGUUCAAAAGUAGCGAUCACAGUGUGUACUGCAAUUAAACACAUCUAUUCUGAGCUACCUUUGGUUCUCCCUCCUUAUCUUCUGUCUUCCUCACUGGCUCUGUUCAUAUCUCCGUUCAUGUGCUGUGGGUUCAUUUGCUCCCCUCUCUCACCUCAGUUUUCUUUUUCAAAAUCAAGGGGCCUAUGACUAUUAACAAGGCAUUACUUCCAAGCCACUGAAGAUUGAAUGCAUGACAUUUUAAUAGAGCCAUUGUCUAUUUUAAGCGGGGGUAGGGGCGCUUAUGAAGCUCUAAGAUGUCAUGUAUGCUCAUUGUGUUGUAGCAAUAGCUGAUUCAUAAAAUGCCUGCUUCAUGCCAUGUUGAUCGUUGGGUGGGUGGGUGCACGACUGUGAUUUGCCCCUACUGAUGUCUGGGAUCUGCUGAACAAAUGCUGCCUGUUUAUGCAGCAGCAUGAUCUUCCCAGCUUGAGAUAAACAUUACCAGGACAGAAGUGAUGUGGGACAGCUGACUGCAUGGUUUUGACGCUACCCCAGCUGCAACAUAAGCUGCUUCUAUGGCAAAUGCAGGAAAGCAUCCAGAGGCAGUUUGGUCAGGGAGUGCAAAGGAAAAGAGUCUUGCACCAUCCUAACCUAUUUUGAGUCUUUCCAAGGGGAAGGACUGUGGUUGUGAGAGCAGGUAAACCUGUUCAAGGUGCCCCAGAAAGGAAUUGGAAACCAGAACAACACUAGAGGGCAUCCCAAUUUAACCAACCAUAUCCUUUUUGAGCACUUGAACACUGACAUUAGCUUUCUUCUCAUAAAGGGAGCUGACUGCUUCCAUCUAAGGCCAACAGGCGAGGAAAAUACUCAAGUUGGUACUGGGGGGAAAACUACUUUAAAAGCAUUGUUUGUAUUGCUGAAAUAGCAAAGGACCGCAAAAUAUUGUUUUUUUAAAAAACUUCAUAUUUUUUGCAGGUACUGCAGUGCUUCACUUAAAAUCUUAUGUACUAUAUUUAAAUAUAGUAAAGUAUAAGAGACGAGUAGCUUUUCUACAUGAUAUGUAAGGAAACUACCUCACAUUUUGAAACUUGGAUUAAUGACUAGUUUAUUGCAAACAAGCUAUAUGCUUUUAAAAUUAUUGUUAACGUUGACAGUCGUCCUGUUUUGUAUGGCAUUUUAGUGCCUGGUUCACUAUUAAAAUCUCAUAAGUGCACUUGUUCUUUAUACAGUUUUUAGGGACCUGGUAAGCAUUUUCUGCCAUAGUUUUAGUUGCCAGUGCGAGGGAUUGUCCUACAUAACUUAUUAAAUUAGGAGCCUGAAGCUUGUCCUUUAUUUUUGACUGUUUGGAAAGAGAAUUGCACCUGCAUUCUUUAACAUUUAACAACUGACACGAAGAGCCUUAUAGUUUCAGUGCUUAUGGUCCGCUGGUAUUAAUGUUAUUGUUUUUAACUAUUUCAAUAAAAUACUACUAUUGAAUUUUUAUUUUGUUUUAUAAGAAAAUUAUACCAAGAGGAGGAUGAGGAGUAAAAAUGUGAUAAGGGAAAAUAAAAGAAUUAUGUGAUCUGUGAAGGUUGUAUAUAUUAGGUGCUGAAUAUCAAUGACUAUCUUGUAAUCCCUUCUGUAAUAACUGACAGUGGGAGUACACUUUUGUAGCAGAACCAGUAAUUGGGAUGCCUGUGAUUUUUAAACUGCUGCAUACACAAUCCUGAAGUGCUUUGGGGAAUUUGCCUCAUAGUUGGAAAUGGAUACUAGUUCCCAUUUGAGGUAACUCAAAGGCUAUUCUAUAAAAAAAUAAAAUAAUGUAACAUUAUACAAAGUUGACAUUUUUUUCUUUUAAUUCAGUAUACUAUCAAUAAAGUAGAUGCUGUUUCCCCAAGUUUGCUGGUGAUGCUGUUACCUUUUUGCCUCCUUGAGUAGAUUUCGGCAUGCCUGAAUCUUCUAGGCUUUACUUGUCAUCUUACCAGUGUGUCUAUACCUUAUUGUUAAUAUAAGAAAAUCUUAUUUAUACUAGUUGGACCAGAUAGCCUUCAAAUACAUUCCAACUCUUUCUUUUGCAUGAAUAAAAAUGACCUCUUUGUAACUAUUCUGGAGAACCUUGAAAUGUUUUCGGCAUUAUUUAAUAUUUUAUACAUUAGUUCAGACGUUAUACAGAAUGUGUAGGAGGUGUUGGAACAGGUAAUGAAAUUAUUGGGUGGUGCUUGGCUUCCUGUCCAUAAUUAAUAUUAGGUAAGGCAAUCUCAACCUACUGUGGCUUCAGUGAAGUAAUUCUGUAUAAAUAGUUGACUUAUUUUGCCAGCUUAACCUCUCCUUUCAACCUGGCCACAGAAGUUAGAUUAAACUGGUAAUAGGUGUAUGGUGUUUUUGUUAAGCAUGUUCUCUUUGGAAGAUGAGAGGUUUUCCACUGCUGAACAGUCUUUGGAUGUCAUCCUGGGGCCUCCUCCAGCUCCAAUGUGGUUUGAAAGUAGUUGCUGAAUUUGGAUUUCCUUGUGUAUUUUUUCCUAUACACAGGAAUAGGGAAAAAAUACACCAGUAAGAUCACUUGAAGUUGCUUAAAAUUCUGUUUCUCUUCCACAGUCUUAAAAAGCUUUUAAAAUCUAUUCUUUGGGGCACCACAGACUUGCUGUCUCUUGCCAGUAGCUGCUGUGAUAAAUUUCCACCAGUUGAUAGUAGCCCAUUUGGUUAUGGUGCAGCAAUAAUCACUUGACUCUAGGGUUAAUAUGGGAUGAGGGCAUGUUGGUGCAGCCGUCUUGAGUUAGGUGACAGAGGGUUGUGGGAUUGCAUAUCAGCAAGUGAAUAACAAGACUUUAGUGGUGCAGACAGGAAAUAGAACAGGCUGUAGGAAGGUAGAGGUGCUUCUGCAGUCUGGAAAAUGCUGGUUGUCGAGAUUAAAAGUGCAGUUAAUUUAGUGGCUUAAUAACUUGCUCUGUAUUGUGCAUCAUUAGUUGAAUUUGGCAUUUAGAAAUAUGUUAUUGACCUGAUGAAGUUGACACUGUAUCAGCUCUGAGAAAGCCAUUUAUGUUAAAAUACUGCUAGACCAUGUAAACUUGCAUAUGUCUUGGAAUGAUCUUACAGAGUUGGGUGUGUUUCAGAAUAUAUUAAAAGCACUUUAGGGGACUGAAUGAGAGUCCGAUUAACUAUGUUCCUUACUACAGAACAUUAUUGCUGCAUCUAUAUAAUUCUGAAGGAAGAUUCCUGUUGCUUUUGUGUCUGCCAAAAGAGGGACAGCAAAUUACUUAAUGAUAUAUUUUCUCAUUUCAUUGUAAUUUCUAUAGCCCUUUUAUGGUGGCAUUGAUCGUGCAUUGACAGUAAAAAUUGAGGUUUGUGUGUAUUUUGCAAAUGCAACUAUGACCAGUGACUGUUAAUUUUACUUUCACCCCUCCUACCUAGGAAUUACUGAUUUACAAGAAACUAAAGCACCAUGGGGGAUGAUAGUGAAUGGAUGAAAUUACCCAUUGAUCAGAAAUGUGAACACAAGGUAAGAAGAUUGUCUUAAACUGUAACAUAGGUUAAGACAAGAUUGAGUAUGUGUGUAUGUUAGCUGCCAAACUUGUUAAAGGAUAACUUCAAAAUGACUUGUGUAUACACUAAUCUUUUGGGUGGAGUAUAAAUAAUAAAUUGUUAUUAUUAGAAAUUGUUUGGUCUUUUUGUAUAAUUAUUUGAAAUGUUUGAUGUUCUUCUGCAUGUCUUCUCAAAUGAGACCAGUUUGCUCACUGACUUGCAUUGCAUGUGACUUUGCUUCCAUCCAUAAUGGAAGACCAGUUUUACGAAUACUCUCAAAAUCAGUUAUAGAGGCUAUAGAAAAAUAGCUACUUUGUUUGAUUUUUGUCUUAUGGGGUCACUGAUAAAUGUUUAACAGAGCAAAAUGGAAAUGGCAGGUAGUAAAUAUGUCUGUUAUAUGAGAAGCUAUAGGAAAAAUUUAGGUGCUAUUUCUCACUUGCUGCUUUUAUUGUUCUAAUAAAGGGGGGGGAGAGAAAACUAUUAUUUUAGAGAGUUAACAUCUUGUUCAAGUUAAGCAGAAAUCUUCCUGAUAUCUUUCUAUUCUCGUCCUAGUUGUGGAAGGCUAGGUUAAAUGGCUAUGAAGAAGCCUUGAAGCUGUUUGAGAAGAUAGAUGAUGAGAAGAGCCCUGAAUGGUCCAAGUAUCUUGGACUUGUAAAGAAAUUUGUGACCGACUCUAAUGCAGUUGCUCAACUGAAAGGAUUGGAAGCAGCCCUUGCCUAUGUUGAAAAUGCCCAUGUAGCAGGAAAGUAAGUUACUUGGUGUUUGCCUUCACUCCACAUUUUCUAGGAAGGAACUCUAUCAGCUCUUGCCUUGCUGCAAAUAAUUCACCAGAGGAAGCAUUAAUUAAGUGACUCUGACUUUUCUUGAGACUCUAGAAAUUCUCCUAUGAAAACCUCAUUUUUUACCUAUUCUCCUUGUAAUCUCCCUAUUGUAAGAUUUUGUUGCUCCUUCAUAAUUUACCCAAAAUUUCAUUCCUUUGUAAUAAAUGCAUGCGUUCAGAUUUGUAUCUUACACACCUUUUAACAAUAGUCUUACUUUCGGUAAACUUUGAAAAGCAGAAAAAGAAGUUUCAAUCGUAGACAAAGAUUUGGAAUUAAAAGGGGUACAAAAUCCAGUUGCAGUUUUUAAGCGAGCAUCACAUUGCUGCUGCCUUACAUCAAGUGGUUUAUGGGUAGCCUUAGAGCUGCUGGUCAAGCAGAGAAAAAUUAAGUGAUGCAUAUACAUGUCUGUAAACCAACAUUUGACAUGUACUCUUGAAUUACAAGGGAACCUUAUAUUUCAGGGUGAUCUAUUCGCCUGUUGCUUAGGGCUAGAAUGAGUCAUUAAAGGACACUUCAGAUACACUUCACAUGAAAAUUGUCUGUGAUCAGAAUAAAUGUUUAAAUGGCUGCCUUAGGUCAUUUAACAAGAUAUGUAAGAGUCCAGCAUUAGACAGAAGAACAUGGAUGGAGAUUAGUGCUGUGAUUUGUUUGGAGUAGAGUGCAUUCCUGUACAUACAACAAACAAAACUUAAUUCCCCCAGGGAACAGAAUGGUUAAUGUUUAUGUGACCUAAAAGUGUUGCCUUCUUUUUCUUUUUUUAAAGAACAACAGGAGAAGUGGUGUCUGGAGUUGUAAAUAAAGUGUUUAAUCAGCCUAAAGCUAGAGCCAAGGAGCUUGGCACAGACAUAUGUCUUAUGUUUAUUGAAAUUGAGAAAGGGGAGAUAGUACAAGAAGAGCUUCUGAAAGGCUUGGACAACAAGAAUCCCAAGAUCAUAGUUGCAUGUAUAGAAACACUGAGGAAAGCACUAAGGUAAGUUAAUCUGAAGAAGCUGUCAUUCCAGCCAUGUGAGGAGAGGGGUGUUUGUGGUGAUUAAUAAUCUGGGGAAACCCAGCCAGAUGGGCGGGGUAUAAAUAAUAAAUUAAUAUUAUUAGUAUUAGUAUUAUAUAAUAGAAUUUGGUAUUGGUAUUUGAGAGUGCACUGAAGCAAUUAUAACAAUCUACUAGAACAGAGCAAUACACGGAAUUGUAUGACUCUUGAUGAACUCUAUUGUAGCUUACUGCGCUGCCAAGGAGAGAAAUUGAUCCAAUUUAACAGAUGGUUUCCUUAAAAACAUUCCUGCUGGUAGCAUAGUUGUUGAUUAAUAAAAUAAUUGUUAAAGACAAAGCAAAAAUAUUUGUCCAGGAUCAAAGAAGCCAUGAGAGUGUCACAUGCCCAUAAUGGCUUUUAACUUUAAUACUAGCUCAUACAGCAUGCCAGGUCACUUUUUUUUUUUAAUGGUGGUUUCAAAAGUAGUUUGUGACUUUAAAAAUGGGUAGCUCCCACUUGAUCAUGUUGUGGAUGCAUCUAAAUAACUAUUCUAAUUCCUCUCAGACUUCUUUGGUUAUGUUUUGUCUAUUAAAUAAUUGCAAGUCUAAUCACAAAUACUCCAUUUUCAAAGUGUUUUUAGUGAAGGGAUUCAUGGAAAUAACUAAUUUCUAUCUUCAGUCUUGCACCAUUCAUAUGUUCAGAUACUGAGAUUGUUAAUAAGCAGUUGAUUAUAAUCCAGGUAUCUAAAUUAUUGUAUAUAUACUUCAUAGUUAUAAGCAGGAGAAUUGUAGCUGCUGCUAAAUUAAUAAUUGCAUGAGCAGAACUUCACUCACAUGACAUUGAUUCAACACAUUGCCCAUGUUUGUAUGACUCAAAAGUAGGCAAACAUGAAAUUCCAUAAGAGGGGAAUGCAGGGAAACCAGUUUAAGUAACUAUGUGCAUUUAAUGCUGCAAUCCUAAAUACAGUUAGGAUUGAAUUUGUAUGAGAAAUUCUUGUAAGUGCAUCUAGUAUUGUGUUGUGCAUCGUAUUCAAAGACUCACACACUUUUCAAAUUAAAUGUUAAGAGAAGGUUUUACAUAUUGGCUGUUUAGUAUGAGUAAUCUCAGAUUAACAUUGAUUGAAAUUGUUGCCAGUACAGAUCUGCCAGAUGAAGGAGCUAGUAUACAUAGUUCUCCUAUUAUAAUAAGUUAAAUAAGCCAUGUUCUAAUGUCACAGUAAGUCAUAAACCAUUAAAAAGUGGCAUUCUAGUGUAUGCUUUUGAAUCACUCCUAUUCUUCUCUUCCCUUUGUCAAAUUUGGGAACAGCAAACCAUGAACCUUGGGCUAAGUGUAACAUGAAAACCAGCCCUCAUUGUUAGUUUUGUCCAAACAAACCAGUACUUGUUCUUGGCUUACCAAACACAGUUUGUUUGGAAGGAACAAUGAGUGCUGUUUCGCACAUUAUGUUAAGCCAGUGGUUGUGGUUUGUUGCUCCUGGCUCAAUGAAGAGAUUCAGCCAAGUUCACAGCUCAUUCACAGGAAACCAUGGCAGUGGCUUACCAUGACGUGCAAGCAGGACCUAAGAAUAACCGAGUCAAUGUGCAUUAUUUAUUUAUUUAUUUAUUUAUUUGUCUUGCAUUUCAGUGAAUAUGGUUCAAAAAUAAUCUCACUGAAGCCAAUAAUCAAAGUGUUGCCAAAACUCUUUGAGUCUCGAGAGAAGGCUGUUCGAGAUGAAGCCAAACUUCUCGCUGUUGAGAUCUAUCGGUGGAUAAGGGAUGCUCUCAGGCCUCCAUUACAGAAUAUAAACUCUGUUCAGGUAAGCUUGGCAAGUACUGUUUUCUAGCAUUCUUAGUGUAAGUAGCCGCCCACCAGUAGAUCAGGGUAUAUUUUUGUUACAUCUUUUGGCUUGAGCAAAAGGGAGGAAAUGAAUAAAUCUUUAACCUAAGCAUGAGGGAGGGCUGGCGUUUACCCAGAAUUCAUGCGGAAUCUUUCCAAACAAGAUGCUACUUCACACAGAGGCUUAAUGUGACCAGGUAACCAUGUCCCUUUCUUUAGCUUUAAGCUUCAAAAGGUAGAGUAUCUCCCAGACCAUGUUCUAAGUAUGAAGUGGCUAAGUAAAAGCAAGAGAGCAGGUAUAUUUGAACCCCAGUGGUGUAUCUGUGUUUUCAUUGGGCUUUCCCCCCUUUAAGUAGAGGAGCAAUUCAUAAAUAAGAGCACUAUUAUCCAGUAAGCAAAGGAGAUACUUGGAAGUAGGGUCUCGGUUUUAGGGAAAGUAAAACUGUAACUGAAGACAGGAGUGCCUGGCGUGUUCUGGUCCAUGGGGUCACGAAGAGUCGGACACGACUAAACAACAACAACAAAACUGUAAAUAUUGUUGUACUAGGGGCUGCCAACCCCAUACCCCCACACGUGGCCACCCCCUCUCCUCUUUACAUCUUGCCCAUCUCUUUGCCAAGCCCCACACAGGACACCCACAUCUCCCUUCACCUCACAGCUUGCCCCAACUCUCACUCCCUUUUAACAAACCACUCUCUGAAACUCCUCUCACCCUUCUUUAAACAGCUGUUGCUUAAACUUGCCUGCUUGCUGCUCUGUCGUUACAUUGGCCUUAGGCAGCUACACAAACUUCAGCAUGACAGGCUUACAAAUUUAUUAUAUAAUAAGAAAUGCCCACCAGACCCUAGCUUGAACUGAUGUUUAACUAAUAUUUUCCAUGAGAAAUCUCAGAUGUAAUAUUUUGCUGCAUGUUUUUAGAUCUGUCUCAACAUUUUUAUCUAUUUUUAAACUGGCAGAUAAAUUCACACAUUCAAGUGAAGUCACAGCAUUGUAUAAUAGAUUUAUCACUUUUAGCUUAUGCCUGCAUUGUUAGCUGCCAGACUUGAUAGAAUGUUGCAUAACUGAUGUGAUAGUAAUUCAUAGGUUCAAGUUAGCAAGUAAUAACUUGAGUUGGGAAUUGUGUUUGACAUGGUCCAAAAUUUGUCAGCUCUCAAAUAAUGAAUGUCAUUUUCUUGUCUUAAGCGAAAGUAUACUGCUGUGAAUCCCCUCCCCUUAAGACAGAGUUAAGACACUAAUUAAUUUCCCUGAAUUUAAUUUGGUGAAAAAGCAGUUAAAUUGAACCUAGGUAAUGAAGAGAUGUUAAUGAUCUUCUGCUCUAGCUUUCCUACAGUAGCUCAGGAUUAUGGCAAGGUUAAGGAACAGUUUUACUUGUGACAAGGGAAUGCACACAUAUCAGUAGGACAUUUCGUGUUUUGAUUCUCGCAGUUAAAAGAACUGGAAGAAGAAUGGGUCAAACUACCGGUAUCAGCUCCCAAGCAGUCACGGUUCCUUCGCUCCCAGCAAGAAAUGAAAGCAAAGUUUGAGCAGCAACAGGCAGCUGGUGGAGAUGCAGAUGGAGGUAACUGUUGACUUGGGACUUCACAGUAGAUACCUUUGCUGACUAAGAAUCAGAUGAAGGUGGUCAAAAAACAUAAGCUGGCAUAAAAUGUUGAUGCACAUCAAUCUCUAGGAAAAGUCAUUGAUUGCAGAGUUAAUACUCUGCUUCACAGCUUAUUAUUUUACAUAUAAUAAAGUAAAAAAUGGUGACAUAAUUAGCCCAUCAUGGACUAGUGCCAUGCUGUUUUUAUUGAAAUUAUUUGUAUGUUUUAAACGUAUUUAGAACAUAUUAUAACGUAUGUUUUAAACAUUUUUUGAAAAUUCUAUUGAUGUGUAAUCAUCUUUAAGCUUUAUUGAGUCUUGUCAGAGAAGAAGGCGGAGGAUAAAAUAUAUAUAAUAACAGUGUCUGGCUAUAUAUACUAACAAUUCUUUCAAUAGGAGGAGAUGAUGGUGAUGAGGCUGUUCCACAGGUGGAUGCCUAUGAACUUCUGGAAGCUGUUGAAAUUCUCUCCAAACUUCCUAAAGAUUUCUAUGACAAAAUUGUAAGUGGUGAUUCAGUUAACCAUUAUUCCUUCUGUAAUCUUAAUACAGUGGUGCCCCGCAAGACGAAUGCCUCGCAAGACGGAAAACCCGCUAGACGAAAGGGUUUUCCGUUUUUGAGUUGCUUCGCAGGACGAAUUUCCCUAUGGGCUUGCUUCGCAAGACGAAAAUGUCUUGCAAGUCUUGAGAUUUUUUUCGCUUUUCCCCUUUAUCUAAUCUGCUAAGCCUUUAAUAGCCUUUAAUAGCCUUUUAGCAGCUAAUCCGCUAAGCCUUUAAGCCUUUAAUAGCCGCUAAACCGCUAAUAGCGCUAAUCCGUUAAGCCGCUAAUAGGGUUGCUUCGCAAGACGAAAAAACCGCUAGACGAAGACUCUCGCGGAACGGAUUAAUUUCGUCUUGCGAGGCACCACUGUAAUAAAUACACAAAUGAAUAAUCUUUUUCUGAACCAUAGACACUAAACUAUCUUUCCCAUUUUCUUUCACAAUUAACUGUCAUGUCCUAUGUAUCUACAAAACAGCUUCAUUUUUCAGCAGUCUUAAUUAAAAUGGCUUCAUGUUCAGGGACAUUAAAGUAUUUGAUGGGAACUCCUGAGCUGUCAUUGAAUGAAAAUAAUAAAAGUGCUUUUAUUAUUGUUUAUCUUGGGUUUCUACAAGUGUGUGAAGGUGCUUCUCCUGUACACAGAGAUGCUGCCUCAGCACAAAAGCGCAUCAUGUCCAAUAAUGCAUAUACAUAGACAUAAAUCAUGUUGUGUAUAUAAGGCUACAUGUUUUUCCAGAAACAGUGCACAUCUAUUUGCGUCUAUGUCUGCUGGUGGUAAAAGUUUUCCCUCAGCACACAUAGAAAAAUCUAUACUGUCAGUGUAAAAAACAAAUGGCUGAAGAAGGCUCUGUCUGCAAGUGUUCUGGUUAACCUUACAGGAUUUGCAACAAUUUCUGAAGACCAAGGUAUAUAUAAUUUUUAUGUUUUGCAUUGCAGGAGGCCAAAAAAUGGCAAGAGAGAAAAGAAGCUUUGGAAGCAGUGGAAGUGCUAGUUAAAAAUCCCAAACUUGAAGCUGGAGACUAUGCAGACUUGGUGAAAGCUCUUAAAAAGGCAAGGACCUCUCUAAUACCCAAAUAGUCCUUUCCAAGCCAAAUAUGUGGCAUCACUAUUACUGUAUUUAAAAAGAGGUUUGAUAAUUCAUUGGUUAACACAGAGUGUGAUUAUAAAGUUCAUUCAUGGGAUUGAUUUGAUCAUGUGACAGUGUUUGAAUUGCUGGAAUGGGAAUAGAAACACUGACAUUCAAAUAUGUGGGCGUGCAAUUGAUAUAGGUGGUAUAAGAAGGGGUUGGGUGGGGAAAUGCAGCGUCUAGUAUGGUUCUCCUGAGUCUGCAGAGGUACACUGCUGCUGCUUGUUUAGACAUCCCAUCCAAAUAAUCUGUACAAUACAAUACAAUAAUACUGUAUUGUAAUGUUCCUCUUCCCCCACAGGUUGUUGGAAAGGAUACCAAUGUAAUGUUGGUUGCUUUGGCUGCCAAAUGCCUUGCUGGACUGGCUACUGGUCUCAGGAAGAAAUUUGGACAGUAUGCAGGUCAUGUAAGUAUGCAGGUCACUACACAGAAUACAACUAUUAUCUGCAGACUAGAAUAUCUGAGGUUAGCACUGAGCUAUUACUGGUUCCUGCUGCUUGAAUAUGAACUUCUGUUAAACUUCUAACAAAGUGAGAUGAAAAAGAGCAUCUACAGGAAGGCUUCCCCACUUCGCUUUCCCCCUUUUUUAAAGGAAAAAUAAGAGCACUUCUUAAUUUUUAACCUUAUUUUAAAGGGCUAUCUUGAAUAGGCUACUCGCACAGUGUUCCUUGAAGUAAUACAAGUUCAGUGUGUUUGUUUUUCUGUGUAUGGGGCACUCUCCUAGAGCACAGUGGGAAAACAAACAUUAAUUUCAACUUCUUAAUACCUUGGUAACAAUUUUUAUAGGUUGUCCCAACUAUCUUAGAGAAGUUCAAGGAGAAAAAGCCUCAGGUCGUACAAGCAUUGCAAGAAGCCAUUGAUGCAAUCUUCCUGACUGUAAGUGCAUGGCUAGUAGUGUUUUAAACAAGUUUAGCAGACCAUGGUUUUGCCAGAACUAAUAUCCUUUAACCAACCAUUCUAGACCACGUUACAAAAUCUAAGUGAGGAUAUAUUGGCUGUGAUGGAUAACAAAAACCCAACCAUCAAGCAACAGACAUCUCUCUUCAUCGCAAGAAGCUUUCGUCACUGCAAUUCUACUGUCCUUUCUAAGAGCCUGCUGAAACCCUUCUGUGCGGCACUUCUCAAGGUAAAAAAAGAAGUUCUUAGCAUUGUAGAGGUCUUUGUUUGGCUGAAAGUAGUAUGUGGAACUGGAGAGUGUUUCUGUAGUGAUUCUUGUGCUGGGAUGCACAACAAUCAUGAACUGUUUCGUAGAAGAAUUUUAUUUCAACCAGGUAGGAGAGCAGACAGCUUGCCUUAACUCUGGAGAAGAAAGGAGAUCAUAGAAUCAUAGAAUUGUAGAGUUGGAAGGGAUCCUGAGGAGAGAUGAGACCGGUAUGAGAGCAGUAGCUCUCCAAAGGGAGGAAAGCCAAAAUAAGCCAAAUAAGCUUUGUAGCCCUUAACACAAUUGCUUUUUUGUGCUUCGUUUACUAUGAAAAGGGCUUACACAUUGUGCAUGUUUACAAGAAAAAUCCAGGGCUUAAGACAAAUUGUAAGAAUCAAUGCAGUUAAUAAUUUCUGUCCUUUUGCUGCAAUGCUCAAUAAUAAUAAUAGUAAUAAUCAGUGGUGGAGCAUCAUCCAUUUUUUUUGUUAGAUUACUGCGAUAUGUUAUAUGUAGGGCUGCCUUUGAAGGUAGUUCGGAAGCUUCAGCUGGUGCCGAAUUUAGCAACUGGGUGCUCAUCAAAGCAAAACAGCUUGAGCAUAUAACACCUGAGCAUAUAACACCAAUCCUGGCCUGACUGCACUUGCUAUCAGUUGGUUUUGGGGCCUAAUUCAAAGGGCUGCUCUUGACCUAUAAAGCUGUAUGUGGUACCCCUAGGACCACCUCUUGCCAUAUGAACCAACCCAGGCUCUGCAGUGGUAAUUUGAGGUCUGGAGGCUUGACUGGUGCCAGGCAGAACUUUCCUAUAUAACCAGACCUUUGACCUUUAACUACAUGUAUCUUUCCCCCCUUGGUUUUAAUCUACCAAUGUAUGAUUGGUCCCGUCCCCCCUUUUCUUCUUCUUUUUGUUUGUUUGUAAGUCGUUUUGGGUUACCUUGGGCAAAAUAAAAAAAUGAAGAAAUGUAAUAAAUAAUAAUAGUGUGAAUGGGAAAUCUAGUUGGCAAACUCCUCAGGUCUUGUGUUUUUGCUACAGCAUAUUAAUGAUUCGGCUCCAGAAGUUAGAGAUGCUGCAUUUGAAGCCCUGGGUACUGCCCUGAAGGUGGCAGGUGAGAAAGCUGUGAAUCCUUUCCUGACAGAUGUGGACAAACUAAAACUAGACCGGGUAAGUCUCACUGUUCUGACACUGAAUCAUCAGGCUUUUGCAGUUUCUAAAGACAGCAGCAUUGGGGAAGGCCUGUACAUGGGCUUUAGGCCACCGGUGGGGAACCUCCACAGUCCGUGUGCUGCAUUUCGGCUUGUAACCAACUUUCAUGUGGCCCAUGGCAAAGUCAUGCUCCGGGGCCUCCACCCCUUCAAUCCUGAGCCUUUCCCAGCAAGAGAAAAGCAGUACAUAGUGAUGGGGAAGAAGCUUCUUUAGGAAUGAAGGGGAAAGAGGUGGUUAGACUUAAAGGAGCUGUGCCUCCAUGUCCGUGGACUUCUUGUUCCCAGUGCAGAAUUCACCGCCUCUGCCUGAAGGAAGUUUUCAAGGAGGCAGUCAAAGUCUUUUCUUUUCCAUUCUGUUGAGUUUUCCUGUUGCUAAGUGGCCCUUCAUAUAAAAAAGUUCCUUACCCCUGAGACUCCCACUGUUCACUAAGCUUCUUUGAUUCCUCUAUUUGCUUUAAGAGUGGCUGGGGCAAACCAGUCAGAUGGGUGGGUUUCAAAUAAGAGUUUAUUGUUAUUAUUAUUAUUAUUAUUGUUGUUGUUGUUAUUAAAGUUAUACAGAUAACACCUCAAAGUAACAAAAUGUGUUAGCAUUCAUAAGAAGCAUUAUAAGUGAUUCUUGGGGGCCUUAAUGGUUACAUACUGAAGAUUUAUUGUAACUCCUUUGGUCUUCUGAUUCUGUCCACUAGAUUAAAGAGUCUGCUGAAAAAGUGGAGCUGGCUGGUGGUAGUAGAGCCAGUGGAGGAACCGAUAGAAAAGAGAGCAAACCUGUUCCUGGGAAGGCUCCAGCUCUUUCAGGGGCUGCAGGAGACAAAGAUACAAAAGAUAAUUCCAAAUCUGGUGCACAGAAAAAGGCACCUGCGGCUAAGGUAAGGGAAACUUAAUCAUUUUAAAUUUUGAGUAGACCUAUGUUAAUAUAAAUAACUAAUUUCAUGUUCACAAUGAGAAAGUACACAAGCUGCAUUGGCAAAUGAACAAAUAGGGAGCCAGAUGUUUUUCCCAGGGGAAGGGAGUGCUCUAUAUUGGGAGCUACAACAGAUAUUGGAACAUAUGGACAUAGACUGACUGCCCUUUAAUAAGUAUUGAUGUAAACUAUUUAGGGUAUUUAAGGGUAAUAACUGACACUUUGAAUUGUCAUCAAAAUAGAAUUUGUUUUGGUACAAAAAAGGGAAACCAUAGCUAUUGAAUUUUGCACCAAAUGAAGUAUCCAAAUGCAUCUUUGAAUACAGUCCCAAGGAAAGUUCAUUACAGUAUUCCAGAUGGUGCCUAUUGUCACGCAUACCUUAGUUGUGUUGAUAUGCCAUCAGCCUAAAACAUCACAUUUCGAUGGCUGAGAAUAUGGGAAAACCAGAAAUGUGAUGUAGACAGAUGCUAGUCUUUUGAGAAAAGGCAGUCUGGAAAAUGAGAAUCCCUUUCUUUUUUUACUUUUCACUCAAUUUCCUACCCUCAUCCCAACAGCUGGCAUGGUCAUCAUUUUAAAGCUUCAAUCCAAGCUUUGCUUGGAUUCAGAACUUGAUUCAGAACUUUUAAGUGACUUAACCUGCUGCUUUUUUCCUGUGUAGUCUGGUGGCCCACCCAAGAAGGGCAAGCAAGCUGCAGCUGGUGGGGCAGGAAGUACUGGAACAAAAGGCAAGAAAGGAUCUGAAGUAAAGGAGAUAUUUGAGCCAGAACUCUCGGUGGGUGCUUCAUCUGUGUUAAAAUUCAGUGUAAAAUUCUGUUUUUUUAAAAAAAUACCUGUUCAUAUUUUUUUUCCUGUGAAGGGUCAAAGCUCAGUAGUAGAGUGUCUGAUUUGCAUGCAGAAGGUCCUGGGUUCAGUCCCUAAUGGCAUCUCCCCAGAUAGGACUGGGAAAAGGCUUCUGGAGAGCUGUUGUCAGUCAGUGUAGACAGCACAGAGCUGGAUAGACAAAGAGGUUUGAUUUGGUACAAAAUAAUGUUCACAUUAUUUGAGUUGCUGUUAGGUGUAAACAUAGUGGUAUUUCCCUAGAAAAAGUCACAAAAUUAGCAAGGGCAGCCCCCCCCCCCUUUUUUUUAAGCCAGGUAUAAUACUUUUGUUCUGCAUCUAAAGAUCAAUGGGCUUAUGAACAUGCUGAAGAAGAAAGGGGGAGAGAACAUAAAGGGAUUAGAGAAGGCCAGAAUGGGAAUUGUUUGCUAAAUUACAUAGUAGUAGUAUUCAGGAUCAGUUGAAAUGUUCUAGCCAUUUGUGUGGACACCAGUUUUAGGACAUUUUAAAAGCAAUCUUGUAGUUUAUGCAUCUGCCUACCAUGGAUGUGAAAUGGCUUGGUUAUUCUUGGCCCAAAUAAAAGGGAAAGCAUCAGAUGUUUUAUAGCAGUCCUGCAAGGCACAAACCUAAAGUUUUUCUUAACUAAAGGAGUACACCACAAGUGCAGUUCAGUGUAGUGUUAAUUAUUACACCAUUUUGUACAGGUGCUCUCAUGGGUAUGGUUUUCUUUUUAAUUUAGGUCCCUUGGCUAUAUAAAAUAUGCUGCAGCACAAAAAUAAUCUACCAAAAUAAUAAUUUUUUCCUUUUCUCUUUUUGUUUGCAGAUAGAGGUAUGUGAAGAGAAGGCUUCAGCUGUCCUACCAGCUGCUUGCCUACAGCAGCUAGACAGUGGCAACUGGAAAGAAAGGCUUGCUUGCAUGGAAGAAUUUCAAAAGGUAAUCAAGAGUGUGGUCUUUUGGAAGUUAGCCUGAAUCAGAGAAGUGGUCUCUUGAGCUGUAUACACCACCUGCUCAUAGCUUUUGAAGUCCACUGAAACCCUUGGGCAUCAUACUAUGCUUCAUAACCUUCUGGACUAUCCCUUUCUUACUAAAUGCAGAGUUUGUUCUGAUGGGACAUGCAGACAUCUUUUUCGAAGCUAGAACACUAUUUCUGGGAAAUUGCAUUUCCCCCUCUAUCAAACAUCCUCUUCAAAUUCAUUAGCUAGUCUUGUAGCUUCACUGAUGGAGAGCUGUGAAUUGUUUCUUCCCCCACACCUUUGCUUAGGCUAUUUCAAAAACAGUUACAUUAUUGUUCUGUUUUGGUGUGUUAUUUCCUCUUGAGGCUGAGUAUUCCUUGCUUCUGCAGUCCAGCAAGUGCUUAUGAAGGGUUUAGGGCAACCAGUUUUGAAUCCCCAUAUGAUGUUGGUCCCAUCAUUCCUGCCCAUUGGUCACAUUGGCUAAGGAUGAUGGGAGUCCCAACAAUAAUUAUCUUCCUCUCUCCCCUGCCCACCCUUGGUAAUAUAUUGCUAUUCUAUGUUCUCCCCUUGAUAGCUGUGGAACACACAUCUCACCUGUUCAUGAAACCUUUAAACCAGCCCACACUGUUAGCUUUACAAAGAUGGAACCAAAGUGAUGGGGUUGUAUGGUGAAGAUUUGAUACAGUCUUCAUCUCAGUCAGCAUAUACAUUAUGUGUGUUUCAAAGUCAUUUUGACUUUCCCUUUCCUUAAGAUAACAAGGGGAAUGGGGGAGGAUAUUUAACCAAAACCUGGCUUAGAAUUCAAAAUCUCCAAAACAGAGAAGCUGCUUUUGAUAAUUUUCAUGUGAAACUUUUAAAAUUGAAAACUCCUCUUCCUACAAUGAAGGGAAUAAUAGAUACAUCUGUUGUUAAGAUAACAGAUUCUGUGGAUGCUAAAUGGAGGCCUGACUAUAACUUGAAAAAGAGUUCCCUAAUGAGUGCUGGAUUGUAUAAUGUUUCACAUUUUCUAGAAUUAAUUAUCAUCUUCUCCUACUCUUUAAGGCUGUUGAGCUGAUGGAUAGAACUGAAAUGCCUUGCCAGGCUCUGGUAAGGAUGUUGGCCAAGAAACCUGGAUGGAAAGAGACCAACUUUCAGGUAAAGCAACACUGUUGUGCUAUUAAUGCAGCUACUGCUAGGAAAAGCUGUAGCAUUAACUACUGUAAUCUUUUAUAGCAACUGAAGUCCAGCAAAAUUACAUUGGUGUUUAGGAAAACGUUGAGAACUAUUCUCUUCAGAAUAGUAUGCUGAAUCAACCAAAUCAGACCUGGGUACAUACAGCUAAAGCCACAAGGCAUGGGCUGAAGCUACAUUCACAUCCUUUAUUUUUCCUAUGCAGGUGAUGCAGAUAAAACUUCACAUAGUUGCUUUGAUUGCUCAGAAGGGAACCUUCUCCAAAACGUCUGCACAGAUUGUGCUGGAUGGUCUUGUGGAUAAGAUUGGUGAUGUGAAAUGUGGGAACAAUGCAAAAGAAGCGCUGACAGCAAUAGCGGAAGCAUGUCAGCUGCCUUGGACUGCUGAACAGGUAUGUGAAAGGCUAACAACAGUAUGAAACCAGUUUUUACAUGUUUAUUGGUCAUUUAUUUUAGUUAGUCUUACUGCCAUAUUCUUGUGGCUGCAUGAGUUCUAGCUGUAUUUUCAAAAGCAGUAAUUUAAUCAAAGCUCUCUUCAUGCAAUGUUAAUAGAAGCUUUUUGCUCCUCAGUUUUACAUUGUCCUCCUUUUGAGACUGAAUUACUGGGAGCAAGUUGCUGAUACCACAGGAGGGGAAAGUGCUCUUGAGCUCAGAAUCCCACUUGCUGGUUUCCCACAGGCAUCUGUUCGGCCACUGUGGGAAAAGAAUGCCGGCCUAGAUAAGCCAUUGGCCUCAUCCAACAGGCUCUUCCUAUGUGCUUAAGAUAAUUGCAACAAGUUUGUGUGGCCAUGUGCCAUAAACUGCCUUCCAACCUUUUUUGUCUCAUGGGCGGCUUAGGUGAAACUGUCAAAGGUGCCAUUACAAAAUGGUUGCUGCAGGAGUAUGGCUAGCCUCAAAAUGACUGGUUCAUGGGUAGACCUAGAUUGCUCUGUUUAUCCACCACCGUCACAUUCCCUGUACACAAAACAAAAGGCUUCUGCUUGCCAUGUGCAGCAGCAGAUAUCUUGUUAGCAACAGAACUGCCCCAUGCUGCCUCCUCUGACUCCCCCAAAAAGCCUUUUUGCAAAGCAUGGGCAGCAACCAGCCAGAUCACCAGGUUGGAGGGACAGGGUGGUGCGGAGGUGGGGGCCAGGUUUGUUAUCACCAGAGGAUAAAGCCCUGGGAAGAGGUCACUGCUUCAGAUUCUUCCAGCCCACUGCCCAGCUGAGCAAUGGCAGGUGCAGGAAGUCGAGAUUUUGUCAUUUGGCUAAUUUUCUUUGUAAGGCUUUAAAAAAUCCAGUUGAAGGGAGUGGAGUGCCUCUUGGGUGCUGUUUGCAGUCUCUGUAAGUGCCACUGCACCCAUAGGUAUUGUGUCUCUUUUAGAAGGUUGCAUGUUCCUGAUUUGUGGAGAUGGGUAAAGUCUUACGUUUUCAUUCUAGGUAAUGUCAAUGGCCUUUUCUCAGAAGAAUCCAAAGAACCAAUCGGAAACCUUGAAUUGGCUUUCAAAUGCAAUUAAAGAGUUUGGGUUUUCUGGGUAAGUUUCAAAAUACUAGACUAAAGAGCUUUAAUAUAGAGGAGCCAUUUGACUCAUAGAUCAAGCACUACAGUCAGUUAUUGUAUCAUUGGGCAUCACCUAAAAUGGGUGGAGAACCUCAGGCCUGAGAGCUGAAUAUGGCCCUCCCAUUUUCUCCAUCUGGCCCUCUGGACUCUCCUUCACCAGACUAGUGUUGAGUAUAUUUGUCUGGCUGAAAUGUGUCUUUCCAUCCCCCAUGUGAUAAUUCUUUGUUGUUUUCCUGGCAUUUCCAGCAGUCACUAGGAUAUUCUUGUUGGUGUUAUAUACCAUUAAUCUGGUAUAAUAUCAUUAUUUUAUAACAAUUUUCUUAAAUUCAGGCUUAAGGAGAACCUGUGGAAUUCCCUUUAAUAUUUGAAGACUCCAUCAUUACCCCAUGGUUUAUUAAGUUUCUAUAGCUAAAGAAUUUCUGGUUGGUUCCUGUAAUUCAGUUAAAGACUUACCUGGGUCAGAGAAACUAGAAUUAACUACAGGCUUAUCUAGAGAGAUUUAAGAUGGGUAAUAAUAGUCAAAUGAUGGUCAGAAAAGACACAUGGCCAAUAACUUUCUCUUUCUGAUUCUUGACAUCUAGCAUUUGAAAAGUAGUGACAGUAAGGUGAGGCAAUGUAGUUGUUCCAACUCUGAAAGAAAGUUGGAACAGGAAAGAGGUUUUUUUUCCCUUGCCCUACCUUCCAUUCUUUAGUUGGACUGACAUCUAGUCUUUCACUAAAAACUAAAUACAUUGGGCCUGUUUACCCACUAUUUCCCCUGUCCCACGUUUCCUGUAUAAUGUGCAAAUUCUCAGCAAGGAAGCUUCAAACCACCUGCCUCAGGAAAAUGAAACUAGUUCAGUUCUCAGGAUUAUUAAACACGUUUUCUUGUAGGUACCAUUUGAAUUGCAAUCCCAUUGUGAAAAUAGACAAAGUACCGUAUUUUUUGCUCUAUAAGACUCACUUUUCCCCUCCUAAAAAGUAAGGGGAAAUGUGUGUGCAUCUUAUGGAGCUGUUCUGGCUUCUGAGAUUCAGAAUAUUUUUUUUCUUGUUUUCCUCCUCCAAAAACUAGGUGCGCCUUGUGGUCUGGUGCAUCUUAUAGAGCGAAAAAUACGGUACAUUGUGUAAAUAAGAGCUGAACAGAAAACUAGAGAUUUAAAUUCCAUAGCAGUUGCUGCUUACAAAUUGUUCCAAAGCAAACAAGUAGCUGUCCCGUAUCUUGCUACUUUAUAUGCAUUGUUGUGCUGCUUUCAUCUAAUCUGUGUGUCCCCCCUCCCACCAGAUUGAAUGUAAAGGCUUUUAUCAGCAACGUUAAGACUGCUCUUGCCGCUACAAAUCCUGUGAGUAAACUUCUCUUCAAACUUCAGUUCUAAAUACAGUCUGAAUGGUUGAAAUUGAGCCUUUCUUUUUCCUAUUUGACAGGCGGUGAGAACAUCUGCAAUUACCUUAUUAGGUGUCAUGUAUCUGUACGUGGGGCCCCCCUUGCGGAUGUUCUUCGAGGAUGAGAAACCUGCUCUUCUUUCCCAAAUAGAUGCUGAGUUUGAAAAAGUAAGCUUCUUCCGAAGUGCUGCAAAUGAUUGUAUUCAGCAGCUUAUUGCACCAAUUUAGGAGCCUUAGCUUGUGCGACUUUCAGUUAAGAUACAGUGUUGUGCAAGCAUGUGAACCAAGAUGAUGUGACUGUCUAACCACUGCUGACACCCACCCCCCAAAUAUGCAUUCUCAUUUGACUUUUCAGAUGCAAGGACAAACAACACCUGCUCCAACUCGAGGCAAUACCAGACACGUGGCUGGCAGUGGAGAUGAUGGGGAGGAAGGAGAUGAACAAGAGGAUGCAGGAAAUGAUGUUGUGGAUCUCUUGCCAAGAACUGAUAUCAGGUUUGUAUGGCUUUGGCAUGCCGAGGACAAUUUUUAUAGCUACAACUUCAACAUGCAAAUUUAUAGUUACUCAUCUGUAAGCUACCGUAUUUUUCGCUCCAUAGGACGCACUUUUUCCCCUCCAAAAAUGAAGGGGAAAUGUGUGCGUCCUAUGGAGCGAAUGCCGGCUGUCGCUGAAGCCGGGAGAGCGCGCGGCGUCGGUGCGCACCGACACCUCUCGCUCUUCAGGCUCCAGGAAGCUAUCUGCAAGCCUUGCGCACCCGGGGGGAGUUCCCCUGGGCACUCAAGGCUUGCGGGCAGCAGCCUGCUGCGCGAAGCACGGGGCAUCCUCCGGAGGGCGCCCCGUGCUUCCCGCAGGUGUCGGCAAGCCUUGCGCACCCGGGGGAUCUCCCCGGGAGCGCAAGGCUUGCGGGCGGCAGCCUGCAGAGCGGAGCACGGGGCGCCCUCGGAGGACGUCCCGUGCCCGCGCAGGUGUCCGCAAGCCUUGCGCACCCGGGGAUCUCCCCGGGAGCGCAAGGCUUGCGGGCGGCAGUCUGCUGCGCGGAGCACGGGGCGCCCUCCGGAGGACGCCCGUGCUUCGCGCAGGGGUCGGCAACCCUUGCCCACCCGGGGGAUCACCCCCCGGGAGCGCAAGGCUUGCGGGCGGCAGCCUGCAGAGCGGAGCACGGGGCGCCCUCGGAGGACGUCCCGUGCUCGCGCAGGUGUCCGCAAGCCUUGCGCACCCGGGGGAUAUCCCCCGGGAGCGCAAGGCUUGCGGGCGGCAGUCUGCUGCGCGGAGCACGGGGCGCCCUCCGGAGGACGCCCCGUGCUUCGCGCAGGUGUCGGCAAGCCUUGCGCGCCCGGCGCGUGGGGCGCCCUGAAGCAGAGCGCCCCUCACGCCGGGCAGACAUCGGCCAGCCCCACAAGCUCGGGGGACAACGGGGAGGCGCAGCGCCGCCAUCCCACUGUUCCCCGAUCUGGUUUUGGGGGGGGAAAUAAAGGAAAAAAUUUUUUCCUUUAUUUUCCCCCCAAAAAAGUAGGUGCGUCCUAUGGGACGGAGCGUCCUAUGGAACGAAAAAUACGGUAUGUUGUAAAUUUGUAUUCUCUGUGUGCACUGUUAAGAUACUUAUAAUGUAUUUCAUCUUGUUUAACAGAAACUAUAAUCUGAAGUGCUAACUCUUCCUCUUCUUUUUAGUGAUAAGAUCACAUCUGAAUUAGUGUCUAAGAUUGGUGAUAAAAACUGGAAAAUCCGAAAGGAGGGUCUGGAUGAAGUAACAAGCAUAAUUAAUGAAGCCAAAUUCAUACAGCCAAACAUAGGCGAACUUGCACCUGCACUGAAGAGUCGUCUUAAUGAUUCCAAUAAAAUCCUGGUAGGUUAUGUUGUAGAAUUGAAAAUAAACUUUUUGUAGUCUGUCAUCUUUCAGUUAUGAAUACCAGUUUCAUUUAAAUCUUUCAUGGAGGAUUGAAAUGACAGUGUUAUCUAGUAUGACAUUUUAAUGCAAUUUAAUCCCUUUCCUACAAUAAGGAGCUCUAGAGUUCUACAAUUGCUAGUUUGUCUAUUGAUGUGGAUGUUCUUUUGGCAUGAGCAGUGGAAAUGGUACAGCUAUAAAUAUACUCUGUGCACCUCAGAGAACCUGCUCUGUUGCUGUCAAAGCAGAGGAAAUGCACUAUACUACUGAAAGCACAACAUUAGUACAAUUGAGCUUUGUUAAUCCCUUUGUUGCACAUGCUCCAAAGCACAGCUGGGCAGAUUUCAUAACUCCCUGUUAAUGGUGCUUCUGUUUGUCCUGAAAGUCCACUACAGAUGAUCAUGGUUCUGUGAUUUGAAACAAAUGCAAAUUUAAAUUACAACACUCCUUUGAUUAUAAAUGCCCAUAAAAUAUGUGUGUUUGUAGCUUUCCCUACAGUUGCACAUGCCGUUUUCCAUGUAUACACAGCUGUUUUCCAGUGUGUGGACAGUAAUUUAAUUAUUUUGUUACUUUUUCUGCUUCUUAUCUAUCAAAAACAACAACAACAACAACAACAAGUCUGUCUAAACGGGCAUCUGUUUGCAACCAAGUUCCAUAUGCAAGAAACUGCCUAGACUGCUUGGUUUUGUACUUGCUUGGAAUAGGCCUUACACUUAAAUCAGUCUUUGGGGAAGCCAGAAUGGGCUCACCACCCUAUGAUAUGAUCGUUGCUGGUUUUUAAAGUGACCUGUCUUUAAGGACCCUGAAUUGCAUAGCUCCCUGGCUUAAUUGGAGAGAGACUGACGGAGGCAACAAUUAAGAAAGAAUACUUGUGAGAAAGUACCUGAACUCUGUGUUUUACUGUUGUGAACACACACACACACAGAGAGAGAGAGAGAGAGAGAGAGAGAGAGAGAGAGAGAAGGCAAUAUUGCUUGAAGGCAAUAAAGAGAGGGAAUGCUAACCAUUCCGCAAUGCUUGAUUGGAACCAGUAUCCCACAACUGAUCAGAAAAAACCUACAGUGGUACCUCUAGUUACGAACUUAAUUCGUUCCAGAGGUCUGUUCUUAACCUGAAACUGUUCUUAACUAGAGGCGGGCUUUUGCUAAUGGGGCCUCUUGCUGCUGCUGCGCCGCCGGCACACAAUUUCCGUUCUCAUCCUGGGGCAAAGUUCUCAACUCGAGGUAACUCUUCCAGGUUAGUGGAGUUUGUAACCUGAAACGUUUGUAACCUGAGGUGUUUGUAACUCGAGGUACCACUGUAUUUCUAUAUAGAUUCACAAUUCUGCUGGCUUUUAUUGUAAGGGUGCCUGUACUAUCCAGUCAUUUGACCAGCAUAGGAUCGCCAAAUGGCUUAAAACCUUAAAGUUCCAAAGGUCCCUUGUUCACUUCACUUCAAAUAAUCUAGAAUGUGGCAGACCUACAUGGCUUUAGAUUCCUCAGUUCCUCCUUUCUCCUAUGUAGUCAUCCAAGGAGAAAAACAGUUCACAGAGAGAGCAAGAGAUAUGGUCCUACCUCUCUUUAAAACCUAAAAAUCUUGGUUAUCAGAGCUCCACAGCCUUGUGCAAAUCAUGAUGACAUAAAGCCCUGGAGUAAUCUAAGCACCUUUCUGCUAGUAACACUUCAGUUAAGAAUCCCAGGAAAACGCCCCCCCCGUGUGUGUGUGUGUGUGUGUGUGUGUGAGAGAGAGAGAGAGAGAGAGAGAGAACAAUUGAUAGGAUUGACACCCAGGGAAGUAAACAUACAUCAACAUUUCCAAAUUCCUCUUUUUCUGAUGUUUAGGCUGCAAGUGUUUACAUAGCAAAAAAAAAACUGCAUGCAAGAGGGAAAUGUUGGAACCUCAGGGUUUGCAUAACUGCAAGAAUUUUGGGGGGGGGGUCACAAAGGGGAUGGUACCCCCAAAUCAGCUGAAUGAGGAUGGAGCAUCCAAAGUAUCCACAGAAUACUGAUUCAUCGCAGAAAAUCAAGAGAAGGGAUUGAAUGUUGUCACUGGGAAUGUGAAUAGUAGCACUCCACAAUGCAACAUUUUAUUAUCUACAAGUCAGAACGUACUGCUUCACAAGCUUCUGAAAAAGAGAGAUAUGACACACUGGAUCAUUAAAAUGGCCAGAGCAGGUAGACUAAGUCAAUUUCAGAGUUAAAGUUCAUGUGUUUCUUCUGUUUCCAGGUGCAGCAAACCCUGACCAUCCUUCAACAACUUGCUACUGCUAUGGGCCCAAAUAUCAAGCAACAUGUGAAAAACCUGGGCAUUCCCAUUGUCACAAUUCUGGGAGACAGUAAGGUAGACUCACAUAUUUCUCAGUACAGCCUGUAGGAAUGAAGGCUAUUUGAGACCAAAAUCACCUUGUUUCUUGUUUGAAUAUGACCUCAUUUAACACUGACAUAUACCGCUGUCCCUUAUUAAAGUUACUGUCCUCCUCCUCCUCUCUGUAACCACCAGUGUUGUGUGGUGUUGGGGAGCUGGGAAAGCAGUGUGGCCUUAUUAGCUGUGCAGAAAGAGUGUGGGGUGGACACACCCACCACUGGCAUGCAGCGCUUCUAAUAUUGGAUAGCAUUAGUAUAGUCAGGAUUCAAAGUUUUGUGUCUCUGUUGUGGGAAAUGUACACUUUUUUGUAUGUGCUGUAAUUUCCACGUCAAGAAAGAGGUGUAAGUUGAAUAUUUCACUGAGUUCAGGUGCUGUCUGUCCACAAAACACUGAGGUGUUUUGAUAGGUCACAUUAGCACUAAACCUCAUUUGACAUGCACCAUGGUUCCUCGUUCAGCAAGUGAUUAGUGCAUGGAAGCUGAGUGUGAGGGUGAGAAGGUUUGAGGUCAGUUAGGUAAGAGCGGGGAGUACAAGGAAGGCUAAAUUCCUUUCCUUCUCCCUCCAAAAUGAUUUUGUAAGUAUCAUACACAAAUGUGUUAGACAGGUAGGAACUCCUUAUAAAAGUCAUGGAAUCUUUUAAUGGGUUUCCACUUCGGCCUGUAUAGUAAGAAUCCAUUGUUCCCUGACCCUUGCAGUCUUUCAAGCAAUCUGCGUACUGUAAUAAAAGUACCUUUAAUGGGAAACACGGGGGGGGGAGAGAAAUAUUUGCAAAAAGACCCCCAAACCUUGCUCUGUUGAUUUUCUUACCGCUGCUGAAGUUUAGCAUGUGUAAAUCUUGUUUUUUUUCUUCAGAGUAAUGUCCGAGCAGCUUCUCUAACAACUGUGAAUGCCUGGAUAGAGCAGACAGGCAUGAAAGAGUGGUUGGAAGGGGAGGACCUUUCUGAAGAGCUCAAGAAGGAGAAUCCUUUCCUAAGGCAAGAGGUAAAAGAUUGUUCCAUGUAAAUGAACUUUGCAUUUAUCCUUUGUCAAGAGAAACGUGAGAAAAGCUACUUUAUAUUAUGUCAAAUUAGGUAGGUAAAUUAUUUAUAUAUGUAAUGUAGUGAAAUGAGGCCUUUCUUUGUAAUGUACUUUUGGAUGCUCCAGUUCCUUUUAGUGUCCCAAGUGGCAAGUAUCAAGUAGGAAUUUUCUGAAGCAGUUUGAGGGUUCAUUAUUUUGUUCUUGAACAAACUGUAAACUUGUACCAACAACUAUUGUGUCUCCUGCGCACACCUGAACUCUCUGCAGCUCAUUUCGAGAGAGGGGGAACAGAAGUGGAGGCCUUGCUCUGUGAAUGGAAGUCUGUUCCCCUCAAGUGAGCAGGAGUAAGCCAGGCAAGAGUGGAUUAUUCCCCUAAACCAGCUACACCAGACAAGAUCACAACACACAGUAAUAGUGAUGAAUAUCUCAGCAAUACCUUUCUCUCCCCUUUAGCAGUUACUUUUACCCCUCACUGCAGUUUCAGUCAUGCAUGUUCAUAUCUUCUGAACUGGGAGCAGGAUAUUCCUGUGACCACAACUAAAUAAACUGUGUCAUCAUUUGGUUGUUACAUUUGGGAAAUGUUCUGUAGGACAUGGAAUAAGAUUUCUGGAACCUUCUGAAAACAUUGGAUCGGCAGAAAAUGAGUGUACUUAUGUCUAUAAGCAGGGAUUCCUGUUUAUAUCCAAGGUGUAUUGCUUUCUGCAGAAUUAAGGGAUCUUCUUUCUUUUCUCCCAGCUUUUAGGUUGGCUGGCUGAUAAGCUCCCCACUCUCCGCUCUGUUCCAUCAGACUUGGUUUUAUGUGUGCCUCACCUAUACUCUUGCCUUGAAGAUCGAAAUGGAGAUGUCCGUAAAAAGGCACAAGAUGCUCUGCCAUUCUUUAUGAUGCAUCUAGGCUUUGAGAAGAUGGCCAAAGCCACUGGCAAGCUUAAGGUAUAGCAAACAAACAAAAUAGCUGAGUACAAAUGGGGUGUGUGUGUGUACAUCUGCACAUAUAUCUCUCUGUGUGUAACAUCAUGAUUUGCUUUAUGGGAAAUUAAACAAUGGAGAAAAUGUAGUUCAGGAGUAGAGCAUUUGUUUUACAUGCCAAAGUCUUGAGAUCAACCCCUGGUUUCUCCAGGUAGAGCUGGGAAAGAAUUCUCUCUGAAAACCUGGUGUCAAUAUAACCAAUAUUGAGCUAGCUGGACAGAUUUUCUGAUUCUGUAUAAGGCAACUUAUAAAACUGCAAAUUAACAACUUUGUACAUUGGAUGAAGUAUAUUCACAAUAUCAUUGGUACUAGGAAUGUGAUCACUAUCUUCUUUCAACUAUGUUGACCCCCAGAUGACUGUUAAGAAAAAACUAUUUUCCAUGUAUGUAGUGACUUGCAAAAUAGGAGGCAUGUGCCAUUAGGUGCCUUUUAAAUUCUUUCUUUUGCUUUCUAGCCAACUUCCAAAGACCAAGUACUGGCCAUGCUUGAAAAAGCCAAAGCUAAUAUGCCUGCCAAACCUGCUCCACUUUCCAAGGCAUCUUCCAGAGCAGUAGGAGCUGCUGCAGCCAAAUCUCAAGUUGCAUCAGGUAAUCUUUCUUCAUUCCAUUGACAUCCCACAUUGAGCAAACCUGUAUUUUAAGAGAAAUAGAGGUUCUAUUAUAUUUAUAAGCCAGGUGUGUCUACAGAUAGACACUGCAAAAUCUAGGAGAUUAUAAACAGGAUCCUACUGAAGUUCCUUGGAUCUAUAGCAUAGAAGCCUGUAAUCACAAUCUUAUGGUCAUGAUGUACUGUGUGAGCAAGGAGCAGUCAUUUUAAGCAUAUUGGUUGUAAGUUUAGACCUAUCUGAAUUAUUUCCACAGUGGUUUCACAUUGAAUAAAAUGGAAAAGGCUUUAGUUUUUCGCCUAUCAUGUUUCUUUCCAUAGUAUCGGAACAAAAGACGGGAGACUUAAAAGUGGCUUGGUCCUAUGUUACUCUCAGAAUAUGUGUAAUUUGCAGGAGGUCUGUUGGGGUCAAUUGACAAGAACAAUUUCUUUGCCUAUCUUGGAAUACUAGCUGAGUAAGCCAACACUAAAGGAAUGGUGCCCCCCCCCUUUGUAUAUAUAAGGAACAUUAAGUGUAGAGCAACUCUAAGCACUCAAUCAAUCUUAGAUACUUCUGGAUUUACAAUUUGCUGCAAGAACCAGACAAAUAAAAGUUUAUAUUUUGUCUUGGUGAUGGUUUCCUUCCUAAUAAGAACCAAAUUAAUGCCUGGAUUCAAAAAGGUACUUCUCAAGGGUUUGAGUAUGUCUAGUGUGGAUUAAAGAGUGUGCAUUCUUUGAGCAGGAGACAUAUUUUUCAUAUGUCUAAGAAAGGUGAUGUAAAAAUUCUGACAUAAACAGAACAUUGCAAAGCAUUUGUGAACGUUGCUUUUAAAAGUAGUUUGCAAUGUGACGUGGUGCAAGCUGAAAUCUGCUUUAUGUGGGGGGAACUUGUUGCAUGCUGGGUGUGUUUCCAGCCUUAUUGUGUAGUUAAAAUUAUGUUGAUCUGAAGGUUCUAGUGAAGAUUAUUCGUCCAGCACCAUGGAGUCCAAGGCUGAUGCCAAAAAAGCCAAAGCAGGAGGAACAGCCCCCAAAUCCAAGGUAAAUACUACUUGAGCACAAAAGUAGUGGUUGAAGUCUAGGAAGUUUCAUUGUGUUUGUGUAUACUUUACAUUUAGUGUAAACUAUAUGGAGAUUUGAUAAUUAAGAAGGUUAGCAAAAUAAACAGUUUUGUGGUAAUAAUGUGCUCUCUGUCUGGAGCAAAAUCUCAAAAUAUAUUGAGGGUGGGGUUUGUUUUAAAAGGGGGGGGGAGGACUGGGUAGCUGGGAUAGCCAGAGUUUUUGAAGAGCCACUACUAGGAAUAAUAGAUAUUAUUGGACUGAAAGGGACCCAUCUGAUUCCAUGUUAGGCCAGAUUUGUAUGCCCAUUUACGUCCAUACUACUUUUAGGAGCUGCUUAUUGCGAGUGAUGGGAGCUCAAGUUGGUGGGCAGAGCCAGAACUGAUGGUGGAGCACUUUUUCGCUCUGUCUCUGCUGCCACCAUCACUCUCUUCCUCUUCCUACCCUGCAGCAGCACUCAAGUAACCUUUCCCCCCUAAGCCUAGUGCUUCCCCUCCUCACCCCACCCUGUAGUAAUGAGAAUAAACAAUGAGUGAGAGAAUGGGAAUUUUAUCUCCAAGUACAAUUGCCAUGACAGGGAGGGUGAUUUGGAAGUGGGGAGAAGGAUGGUGGUGCACAGGGAAGGUUUAAUCCUCCCUUCCCUGUUAGGCAGUUAGGGUUUUAAAAAGUCCCAUUUACACAAAUAGGUCCUUUUUUCUAAACCUAAUUGCCACGAGGAGCUGAGGAGAGGAGUCUGUGGGCUGGCUGUUCCCCAGUCUUACCUUUAGAUGCAUUGUAGUUCCUAUUUGGAGUUUGUAAGCAAGUACAGCAGGCUUGCACAUAACAAAGAAUGGUCCAUAUUUACCUUAAGCAGCACUCAGAGGGAUUAAAAAUAUUGCUGAUGUGGCAUACACCAGAAAUAUAAUGGUAUGAUUUGGAGCCUGCUAUUAACCACUGAGCAUUUUAUGACUUAUUUCAGCAUUCUGAUGCUAAUACAAGCCUCACCAAAGGCAAUAGCAAUCUGACAAAGAACAAGCCUACCAAACAGGUAAUAAGUGGGUAUCACCUGUGACUAGUGCACUGACCUGGAAGGAAAUCUUGCUACACUAAAAAUCUAUGCACUAUGGUGGGCUUCUUCUUCAUAGUACUAAAAUAUACACCUGAAGGCUUCAGCACACAUUUUAACACAACUUAUGAGUGGGCAAUCUCUUUCUCCUGCAUGCUAGCGGGAUAGUGUUUCUUCUGCUGAGUAAAACAUACUUGGAGUGCAGUGCUACACUAUCUGCUCAGAAGUACGUGCUGUUGAGUUCAAUGUAGCUUACUCCAAGGUAAUUGUGUAGGAUUGCAACAUAGGAGAUUGCAAUUUUGAAAGAGUGUAUUCAGUGUUGUGGUUUUUUUAGGGUAUACAGGGGAAGAAAGUACCAAGUAAAUCCAACUUGAAGGAUGAUGAUGACCGAUCUGGUCCAGUUUUUAUCUUAGUACCAAAUGGGAAAGAGCAAAGGAUGAAAGAUGAAAAAGGAUUAAAGGUGAGAGAAAUUAACAACCUCUGAUUUCUAGGACUCUGCUGGAACUUUGAUACAGAACCUGUUACUCGGUCUUUAGGUAUCUGCGUAAGGAUGUUUGGCAAGAGUUAUAAGAGUGCUUUUGCAGAUAAUAGUAUUUCUACAUACAAAUAUUAUUGUCUGCAAAAGCACUCUUAUAACCCUUCCCAAACAUCCUUACGCAGAUACCUAAAGUUAGCAGUAGCAGAUACCUAACUGCUGUAAGUUAAAUGCUAUUCAUUUUAGGAGUAACCUGUUAAUGCUUUUUCAUUUAAAAAAACACAGCUGUGUUUUCCACACAAAAGUGCUAGAGAGGAAACAUAUGAGCUUGAUGCUUACUGCUUGUUUGUAUAGCACUAAACUAUGGUUGCUGGUUAGGCAGGUUUUGGGUUUUUUUAGGCGGUAACUACUGCACUUUGUGGUAGAGGACUGCUUUACCCUACCACAAAGUGUUAUGGCUAGAGUGGCCAACGUUGCUUUUUUCCUCCUUUUCUUGCUGUGUGGGCCACUCUAGCUGCACCACAAGAGUGGUCUGCAUGUCAAGUAAAUGGCCGCUCUAGUCACGCCACUUUGUGGAAGAUCCACUUUGGCGGGUCUUGCCAAAAUGCCUCUGGGGGCGGGAAGCAGCGGUGGGGGAGGGGGUGCAUACCAGCACCGCCUUUUUUCAAAUAAAGCACUGUUAUUAAGUAUGAAAUAGGUCAAUGCAAUUGCCGUAGGUUCAGUCUAAUCCACUUCAAAGGUUAUUGUGAGGGUAAAAUAAUGCUGUAAUAGGAAUUGAAACAAAAUUUAUUGUAUCCAUAUUUAAGUGAACAGAUACAUUUGUGAAGGAAAAUAUUUUCCCUCUCCCAACAUUAAUUCCUUUUGAUAUCUAUAUAAUUAGAAGACAGGUACUAUUUACAUAUUUUUUAACCUAAACCAUCUAACACCAGAUGUGUUACCAACCAGAUAAAUCAUUAUAGGUAUAUUUUCUUUAAAAGAAGCAAUCUCCCUCUCCCCUUCCUAACCUUGAGGUGAUUUUUUUAGGUUCAGGGACUGAAGUUAAUGCUGUUCACACCUUCUCUUGAGCAGGGUGCUGAUACUGUUUUCCUCCCUCGCAGGUUUUGAAAUGGAACUUUACUACUCCUCGUGAUGAAUAUAUUGAGCAACUGAAGACUCAGAUGUCCAGCUGUGUUGCCAAGUGGUUGCAAGAUGAGAUGUUCCAUGCAGAUUUUCAGCACCACAACAAAGCUAUUGCUGUUAUGGUUGAGGUGAGAAGACUGUAUUUGUGGUUGUAGAUGAAGAAUUAUAGUAGCAACAUUGGUGGUGAAAAGUAUAAAGGAGGUUUCCCAGAGCAUGCAAGCUUUGGAAACUCCCUGUUCAAUGCAGAGCCCUACAUUAUAGUCUCGUAAGAAUAGGGCAAUUAGUAUCAGCCUCCCAGUUUUCUCAUCUAGGCCUUGUGCAACAGGUGUAUACAGUGAAGCUAAUUAUAGGAGCCGACGCAAGUAGCUAUUAUGCAUGUGCGGGCCAGCCAUCUUUCAGUGUCUGGUACCAGGAAAGUUUCCGAGUUAUUGUUUGGCUUGUCAGAUGACUCUUUAAUUUUAUUUUAAGUGCUGCCUAUUUGUCCGAACUUGACACUGCAAUUUGCUUUUUCUUCUAGCACUUGGAUAGUGAAAGGGAUGGAGUGAUCAGCUGUCUGGAUCUAAUCCUGAAGUGGCUCACACUGCGAUUCUUUGACACCAACACAAGUGUCCUGAUGAAGGUCCUGGAGUACCUCAAGCUGCUUUUUGCCAUGCUGAACCAAGAAGAGUACCAUCUAACUGAAAAUGAGGCCACCUCCUUCAUCCCCUACCUUGUUUUGAAGGUAUCCAAAUCUGGCAAAAGUUUUUGAGUCAUGUCGCUCACAAAAUACACUAAGCCCACCUUUCUCUGGAGCCUGCAGAACCAGAACUGGAAAACAGUUACCAUUCUAGCCAGUAGGAAUGAGUAUUCCAAUUUCCAUCAGUUCUGCCUUUCAUGGCGUUUCCCACUCAGGGGGAAUAUGAACCUUUCUCCCUCCUUGCUGUAUCCAGUGGUCCAAACACCCAGGGUGUUCUUUUUUUUAAUGGAUUUUUUACAACUCGUAUAUACAUCAUACAAUAUCCAUCAUUUAUCCCUUAUCCUCAUACUUCCCAGUAUUCUUUUUCCCCAGUCACUGGAAGGCACAAUGUUUGAGAGAAAGACUUGGCUGGGGUGGACUAGGAGCCAGCUCCCUCCAGAAUAACCAUACUAAUGGCUUCUUCCAGCUUCUGUAAAUCUGCAAAUAUUUCCUCCUCACCUUCCAGGUUGGGGAACCAAAAGAUGUUAUCCGCAGAGAUGUGCGUGCCAUUCUAAACAGGAUGUGCCUUGUCUACCCAGCCAGCAAGAUGUUCACUUUUAUCAUGGAGGGAACAAAGUCAAAGAACUCAAAACAGCGGGCAGGUGAGAUGCUUUAGCACAGAGGUUUCCAAACUUUUCAUAUUGGUGACACACUUUUUAGACAUUCAUUAUUUAAUGACACAGUAAUUCACUUUUACUAUCAAAUCAGAGGUUAAACUAACCCCUUUCCAGCCCUGGGAGAAGUGCGAGGAUCAUUCGUGCAGCACACCUACACACUGCAGCUGACACAUUCAAUGUGUUGUGACAUAGUUUGGAAAGCUCUGUUUUAGCAGAAGCUGUUGGUCACUAAAAUGCACUGCAGAUUAGGAUAUUAAGUUUACAGAAACAAAGCCUUGUGGUCCCUUAUACUACAAUAAUUACGGCAUAAGAUUUUGUGGACUUGAAUCCAUUUCAACAUAGGAAGCUGCCUUAUGCCAUUGGCCCACCUAACUCAUUAUUGUCUACCUUGAGGGAUGGCUAAUGCAUUGCCCUCCAGAUGUUGCUGUACUAAAGCUCCCAUCAUACCUGACCAUUGCCAAUGCUGGCUGGAGCUGAUGAGAACUGUAAUCCAAUAGUAUCUAAAAGGGACCACAUUGGCUACCCUGGUCGACACUGACUGGCAACAGUUCUCCAUGAUUUCAGGAAGGUGCAUCCUGAUGCCAGGAUAUCCUGGCAUUUGUAAGCUAAUUUUCACCCAUUAUGCAAUUUUUACAAAAAUCAUUAUUUCUAUUCAGCUAAAGGAAACUGAGGUUCUUGAUGAGUUGUAAUUCAGAGGCUUUAUGCCGGAGUUUUGGAUUAAGUUUUUCAAGCAGUGCUUUCUUGAAAACUUUUAAGCAAAUGAAUGAAGAAUGUGAACUAGCAAAUACUUAAUUCUGGUUUACUCAGCAUUCUUGAAGACAAAGGAUUGCAUCCAUUUUUCUUCAUAUACACAGUAGAGCAAUUGAAAGUAAUGUACAUUUGCUAACUAACAUAGGUCUAUUAAUUUAAUAGAUUUUGUAACUUAGUUGGAUACUACUCUACCUUUCCCUUGCAAACACAUGGGGUUCAUAAAAUUACUAUAAAAGAUUCUAUUUUUAUUCAUAAUAAAUCAGAUUUAGAAUAUACAAAAGCAUCAACAAGUAUUUUGUAAACCAAAUGGGUGCAGCCUUUUGUUUUCAUAGAUGUCCAUUUCUGUUUGGUUUCUCUGUAGAAUGCUUGGAAGAGCUGGGAUGUCUUGUUGAAUCAUACGGCAUGAAUGUGUGCCAGCCAACUCCAGGCAAAGUCUUAAAGGAAAUUGCCAUUCAUAUUGGUGACAGGGACAACACUGUCAGAAAUGCUGCACUCAACACCAUUGUAACAGUUUACAAUGUUCAUGGAGACCAAGUGUUCAAGCAGAUUGGAAAUGUGAGUAAACCGAAAUGGACAGGCAAUAUUUAAAAUAUUGAACGUUUAGUAUGUGUCACUCAGGUAAUGUCAUGAAUGGAUAGUCAGGUUCCUCAGGUCAGUUGCGAUUAAUGUUGAAUGCUCUGUUUGAGUGUCGAGAACAAAUAUACUUCUUUUUUUUAAAUGAUGAAUUCUGAACUCUAGAACAGUUAUGAAUUGUGAAGCAGGAGUAGGUGCUGUCUUCCUUGUAAGGAAUGUGUAUUUAUAAACAGCAACAUACAAAAGCAGUUUGGCUUCUCUGUUUGCUUUGAGCCUUGUAAUUCAAAAUACUUUAGGACUAUUAGAGCAGGGAGGAGCUGAAGGUAAUUGCAUUAGUCAAAGGAGAAGGCACAUACAAGCCACUCAUCCUCAUCUCACAAACUGGCCGUGGCAUACUGAUACAGUGAGACAGCUUGAGACACAAAGCGGAAGCACAUAAUAUAUUCCAUGAUUCUUGUCGGCAUUGAGAGGUGCACUGGGAGUAAUAGGAGCACCCGGAAUGCACCAUAGGUAACUGCAACGCAAAGAGAAUAGGUUGGUUUCCAAAACUGACAAGGAAUUUGGGGAAGCGAUAGCCCCUUUGUUUUAUUACAUAGUUGUGCAUAUAGGAGAAAAUAAAGUUGCUCUCAGAUCUUAUUGAAAAGUAGCUUCACAUGGUUAUCCUCUGAGGUGCCAUUUGAUAGAGAGGCUGGGGUGCACUUGCCUACAGGAAACUAGAGGAGGAAGUUCCCAGGGGAAAUGACCGCCUUCAGUCUUUGGUUCCUUUUAGUCCAUAACCACUCUUUUGAUUCCUAAUCUGGAUUAUAUGGGAGGCAAUGAAGCUUUGGCUUUUCCUUCCUUCAUGAAUACCUGAUUUCUCUAAUUCCAUCAAAUUAUUCAUAAAUAGAUGUUGCUUUUUCAGUGGUUCAAACUGUAUAAUUCUUCACUAAGCAAGUAUUAUUGGAAUCAUAUUUUUUCCCCAAAAUUGCUGCUUCUCCAAAUUCCUUUAGCCUGUUUCCCAAACUGGACUAUGUUUCCUUCACAGUGCUAUAGAGGGUGGUGUUGUGUUGGUAUUUUAUUUAAUUAAAUGCCAGAUUCUGCCUGUUCCUACUUGAUGCUUGAAGGAAUUUUGGUACACUUUAUAACUAAACAGGCAGUACAGCAGUAGGCAUAAUUGCUGAGUACAGGAACUAGGCUAAGGGGUGGGGUUAGCUGUAUUGUAAGUCUAGUAGUACACAGGAACAGCAAAGGUUUUGAAACACUCUUAAUGGCAUUGGAGUCUGAACUAAGGAGCAUACCUGUCAUGGCACUGAAAAGUUGCUGCUCUUGUACAGCUUUCGGAGAAAGACAUGAGCAUGUUGGAGGAGCGAAUAAAGCGGUCUGCUAAGAGGCCAAAUGCCACUUCAGCAAAGCAGGUAGAAGAGAAACCACAGAGGGCUCAGAGUGCCAGUGCCAAUGCUAACAUGCUGAGGAAAGGACCAGCUGAAGACAUGUCUUCCAAACUCAAGUAUGUAAAGUGGGAAAAUGCAAUGUUUGCCUGACAUUUCCACAGUCUGUGCAAAAAGCAUACCUUGCUGUUGCCUUGUGUUUUUGUCUUUUGUUUUAAUCAUCUAUGUCUGCAUGUGUCGCAAACUGCAAAAAAAUGCUGCAAAUCAAAAUGUUUGAACCUUACUUCAUUUGUUUUGUCGUGUCUUGAAUGCUUUCUAAAUGGUAUUGUGCCUUUUUUCACUGCUUCUCCAUGGACAGAAUUAUGUAUCGCACUUAUAGGAUGUAAGUACUGACCACUAAAUCCUUGGUAGCAGGGCUCUUAUAGCUUUGUCUUACCUUUCCCAUGCCCUAAUCCUAAACAUACUUGAGAAUAAGUCCCAUUGAUUUCAAUGCAACAAUUCAUAUUAAGUGUGCUGUUUGGGAAGCCUGGCUUCAAGUUCCAUCUUUGCUGUCAAAAUCAUUGAGUGGUGUCAGGCAGGUUGCUGUUUCUUGGCUAUGUUUUUGUUUUUUUAAAAUAAUACUGAUAAAGUGGCUUACCUCUCAGCUGUAAAAGAGCUAAACUUUGGAAUUUUCAGGAAUCUGACUAGUGUCAGCAGGGAUACAUUGUAAGACCAGAUUGCUUUAACCCUUCCAGUCUUGAGUCACUGGUAGAAGAUUUGAGAUACCUGGAGCCCGAUCAGCAUCAAAUGUAAUGCAACAGCUAUUAUUUGGGAAGCUCAUAUAAGGAAGCUCAUAUAAGGAAAUUAAGAAGUAAAUCUAAGCUUAAAACCACUUCUGGAAAUGGAACGCUUCUUGUUCCUAAUGCUAUGUGCCUUUUUCUAUUCUAAAAUGCCCUUUUGUGUAGGCAGGCUCUAGCAAAAUAGGCAUAAUGGGGAGUUGAAUUUGGAGAGUGCAAAAUUCAUUCUAGGGCAUUUUGUGCUUGCUGGGCUGUAUUUACUGUAAUGUCUUUCCCUUAUAUGGGAAGAGAGCCGACUAAUGAACCUACCAGGAUUGUUUUGCUCUCACAUUCAGUUUAGCAUUGUGCAGUAGAGCAUGUCUUUGCUGCUGCCCCUGCUGCAAGGCCUAUAGGUGUUGAGGGGAAGCCAGCAGCACAUUAUCAAAAAGUUCUGGAUUCCCAGCACCUACGGUAAUUGCUGAUGGGGCUGAAUAGAUUUCCUUAUCUAUGUUGAUAUGAAAGAUUAGGAACUAGUAAUAGAUGCUAGCAUGGAUUUUUCCAUCAGCCAUAAUAAUCGGGUCCACAAAUGUUAGCUUGGCUUAAUAGCCAACCAUUACUUGUGAUCACUAUGAACUUUUCCCCAAAUCCUGCAAAAGCCCAGAGAGAAAGAGAAACCUAUUUUCUCUCUAGAGUCCUCUGUGAACCGCAAAAAACUUGGGGAUAGGAUGGGUAAUUGAUUUGGCUGUGCCUUUUGCAAAAUCCUAUCAGGAAGGGAGAGAAGGCACUGUUCUCCAAGUUAUAUGCUGCUUAUGGAGAACUUGAAAAGGUUUGUGUGCGCUGGGGGUGUGGGAUGGAGGGACAGUCACCACGGGUGACGUGAUGGGUAGGUUUGUGGAACCCUGAUAAUAAAAAAUGCUUUUCUUGGUUUCUGUAGCCAAGCCCGUAACAUGAGUGGCCACUCGGAGACGACGCAUGCAGUUCCACGGGAGUUUCAACUGGAUCUAGAUGAGAUAGAAAAUGAUAAUGGCAGAGUGCGAUGUGAAAUGCCAGCACUUGUCCAGCACAAACUGGAUGAUAUAUUUGAACCAGUUUUGAUCCCUGAACCCAAGUGAGUGCAGAUCAAGGGCUGCUAAUGAGGCAACGGGGGGGGGGGGGGGAGAGAGAGUGUGUGUGUGUGUGUGUGUGUGUGUGUGUGUGUGUGUGGUUUAGGUAUAUCAAUCUCCUAUAUGAAGCCAAGUUCCCUUAUAUAAAGGAAGCUUCAGGGAGAAGCUUUAAAAUGUGGAAACUAUGUGUCAAACCAGGAAGGCUUUCAAACUGUACUUUAUAUAGCUGCUUAUUCUUUCAAAUAUCAUCUCCCUUCCCCAAAUAUUUUUAUUAGCCACAUGUACAAUGGCUAAUAUCUUCAUUCACAUUUCAUACUAAAUUCUUACCAGAGGUAUGUUCAGAAUGGUGUGCAUUAAACAUGGUAUUGCUGUGCAGCUAUGGAAUUUACAUGUUGCUACACUGGGCAUCCUGAGAAUGGUGUGGUUCCCAUUGAGGUCACAGGGCAUAUUUUUUCUUUCUUACAGGCUAAGGCAAAGGUUGGAGGUUGGGUUGGGGUAUGGAAUCUUAAAGCUUAUUGUGGACAGUACUAUCUCCUGUUCAUAGCCUUUGCCAAAAUGUUCAAAUUCUUUGAAAGCCUGGAUCUUGAAAGCAGAAUAAUGAUGGAAAGGGUCAGAUAUAUCAACAUUUUAUCUGCAUAAAAGGUUUUAUGGUUUACUUUGCCAGUUAUGCGCAGCCAUUGUUGUUAUGUGACAAUACUCUCUGGUAAAGAGUACCAACACCCCUCUUUUUGCUGCCUACAGCAACCUUUUUCUGCUGGCACCCACAACAUUUCUUUAUCAAGAUAUGAGUACCGGCACCUUUCCUUAACCCCCCACUCUACACAGCCCUUGAUAAGAGAGAUCCAAACAUAACUCUGGGGACAACAUACUGAGUGGAGUAGGGUUGUCCCCAUUAAGGUGGCUUUUGUGUAAUACCACAGACAUUAAUCAACUUGCUCCAUCCACUUUAAAGAAAAUGGGGUGCUUUUAAUCUGAACUGCCUGGAGAUGACAAAUUGCUUCUAAUCUUUUAACCCAGGGGCCUAAGUGACUUACUGAAUCUACUGCCCUUUAAGCUAUAACACUGUUUCUCCACCCAGGAUCCGUGCCGUCUCUCCACACUUUGAUGAUAUGCACAGUAACACCGCUUCCACCAUCAACUUUGUCAUCUCCCAGGUAGCCAGUGGUGAUAUCAAUACUAGUAUCCAAGCUCUAGCACAGGUGAGUGAAGGCCCCUCUGGUUGGCAGCUACAUAACACUGAUGGGGUCAGCAAGUAAUAUGCGAGAGUGAUGAGUUGCACAAUUGGUGGAGCUGAGUGUUGGUGACACAAGUGCCACUCAGAACCUCCCUGGUGACAAAGCCAAGUGCACAGGGGCCAUCUGACUCGCUGUUCUCGACGAGAAAGAAAAGAGGGUGUUAGUGCAAAAUGUCCUUUUCCAUCUCCCAGGUGGAUGUCUGAUGCUUGCUUCAGCAGCACAUAUACUAAAAAUCUCACUACCAUAACAUAGGCUGGUUUAAGCUUGAUGGGGCCUUGUUGCCUGUUGAUGAGAUACAGGCAAGAUGGGGCAGGCUCAUUGCUUGCCUUGCUAUGUGUUGCAGCAAUGGAGCAGAUUUCAUGCAUGAAAAUGAAACACCAGAAAAUGUUAUAGAAUCAUUGAUAGGCUCUUAAUUAAGCUUUAGGUAAUUAAACUAUGGUCUGGCUUACUUGGGUUGUAAAAGUGGGUUUUCUUAGGACGUAAACAGUAUGUCUGUUGGUACAGUAGAUAACAGGAAACUAUAUGGAAUAAUUUCUAGUUUAUUGCAGCAAAACCAGAGUUUUAUGGCAGUUUAUAUAUUUGUUAUACUAAAUUAUUAGCCUUUAAGGGGCCACAAGACUCUUCAUUUUUCAUGCUAUUCAUGGAAAUGAUACCAUUAUUAAAAACUUGCUAUAAUGUUGGGUUUGUCUGCAGAUUGAUGAGGUUUUGCGACAAGAGGACAAAGCAGAAGCUAUGUCAGGCCACAUUGACCAGUUUCUAAUAGCUACCUUCAUGCAGCUGCGACUCAUUUACAAUACGCACAUGGCUGAUGAGAAACUAGACAAGGAUGAGAUAGUCAAGUUGUACAGUUGCAUCAUUGGAAACAUGAUUUCGGUAAGGCUUUUGAUCGGGAAAACGUGGUGGAAGUUUCAGCCAGUAGAACCAAUUAAUAGUGUCUUUAGUUUAGUUUUUGUUGCGCUAUACAAUUGCCUCUUAAAGUACUGUAACACUUCUGUGCUGCAAACUAUUUUGGUAUCUAGGUAGUUUACAGCCUUGAUCCACUCUGGAUGGACUCCUGUACCUGCAAGUUUCAUCCUGCUUUGUGAAAAAAGAGCUGUUCGACAGUGGAAUUUGCUGCCAAGGAGUGUGGUGGAGUCUCCUUCUUUGGAGGUCUUUAAGCAGAGGCUUAACAACCAUAUGUCAGGAGUGCUCUGAUAGUGUUUCCUGCUUGGCAGGGGAUUGGACUCGAUGGCCCUUGUGGUCUCUUCCAACUCUAUGAUUCUAUGAAAAAGGAGGAAAAGUUGCAGCCAUUAAAAAAAAUUCUAUUAUAGAGCUGGGGACCUCUUUGGAUUUAACUGGAAAGACACGAGAGCAGUUCUGAAGCAUAUAUGGUUUCUUACAGAUACAGAUUAAAAGCAAAUCCUAUACUGAUGCUAAUCCCUAACUUUUAUCAGUAUUUUUAUCAUUCUUGGCAAUAAAAAGCUUCAGUGAGAUGUAUGAAAAUAGGUAUUUACUUCCCUCAAAUCAGUAAAAAUGUAGGUUUUUCUCUUGUAACUUCUAGGUAGCAGCAAGAAAUUGAGUUUUGGGGUGCUAAUCCAGACUGUAGUGUUUUAUCCUGAAUAUAUCCUGGUAUCUAACACUUGAAUUCCAUUGGCAGUUGUUCCAGAUUGAAAGCUUAGCCCGGGAGGCCUCUGCAGGAGUGCUGAAGGACUUGAUGCAUGGCCUCAUUACCUUAAUGCUGGAUUCGAGAGUUGACGAUCUAGAGGAAGACCAGCAGGUUAUCAAAUCAGUCAACCUCUUGGUGGUAAAAGUUCUGGAGAAAUCUGAUCAAACAAACAUAUUGAGGUAAAUAGAUUUUUGCUAAGGGCAAACAUCUUAACAAAUCCCUCAUCACUGCAGGCUCUUACCACAAGACUUAGCAUGUGCUACAAUUUGAACACCUGCUUGAUGAGAUAUUAUUGGUCUUCCUUGUUAUAGUUUAUUACCGCAUUGUCAGAUCUUUCUGCAGUUGCUGAUCAAGUUACACUAAACCCAGGCAGUCAUUUAACCUUGAGGUUUGUUCAAAUCUCUGUGCUCUACGGGUACAAAUCUGAGAUCUGAUCCAGUCUUAUCUCUAAAAAUGCUGAAUGAUCUCAUUCCCUUUAUCGGUAUUUUGAAUAACUUGAGCAGUCUGAACCGCUCUUUAAAUCUAUUUUAAUUUUGAUGCUCCAGCAAGUUUUGUUGUAUUUAUAUUGGAUUCUCUCCCCACUCCCUUUCAUGGUUUUAUGUUUUACUUUGUAUUUCAGUAGUUUUUUUACCUAUUUAUUGUAAGCCACCCAAAAAGCUUGAAGUUUUAGAACAGCAUGCAAAUGUAAAUAAAAAUAAAAUUACAUUAAAUUAUAAUAUAAUAAUAAUGAAAAUGUUGAUAUUGUGCAAGAAAUUGCAUAGCACUGUGUUAAGAAGCUGAACUGGCCAAUCAAUUUGUGUUGUCCCAUGUAUUUCUGGAGAUACUUGUGGAAUUCGUAUAGUUAAUGCUUCAUUUUUUUCAUCCUAGUGCCCUGCUUGUUCUUCUCCAGGACUGUCUAUUAACAACAGCAAGCUCUCCCAAGUUCUCAGAACUAGUAAUGAAGGUGUGUAUUGUUCUUGUUCUGUUUUUUAUUUCAAUUUCCUAUUGCAUAGUGAUUGUGUAUUAGCAGACUCUCUCAUUACACCUAUUCAUGGUCCUUCUACAAAAAAGUGUGGUUAUUGGCUGUACUGGAAAUAACUAGCAUGAAUGUAAACUUAAUAUUGCCCGAUUUGCAAAUCACAUUAAACCUCAGUUUAAAACAAGCUAUAAUUUGAUGUGAAUGCAGAGCAUGCUUGUUUGGCUGUUGAGAACUUCUUGCUUCUUUUCUGCACAGCUUCUGCUCUUGCCAUGAUUCUGGGGAACAAGCCAGAAUCUGACUUGUUGUGGCCCCUGGGCUUGUGGCUUGUCUCUCUCCAGCCAAACAAUAGUACUAACCAAGGUUUGUUCUUUCCUUAAUGCCUGUGAUUUGUUUGGGAGAAAACAAACUCGGGCUCAGACAUCACAACUUGUCAGGUUCCUGCAUUUACCUAGACAUGUGAAUGCUCAAAAGCAUGAAAGGGGACAUCUUCAUGGCCAUUGUGCCCUCCCCCCACUCCCCACCCUUCGCUGCAUUGUGUGGGAAGUCUGCAGGGGGCCUCCGCUCACAAGUGCAGGAUGAGUCUACUCCUAUUCAAGCAAAUGCAAGUAGAAGCCCCCUGCAAACUUCCCCACACAAUGCAGGGAAGGCUGGGGACUGAGUGGGAGGUUGCAACAUUUACAAAGACAUUGCAGACAGGACUUGGGGCAUUCUUGUGUUUGGGCAGGCACCUGAACAAGCCCAUUGUGAAGGAAUAAUCCAUAUGUUAUAUCAUUUUAAGCUCAAAGAACCAAGUUCAGAGAUGACAUUCUUAGAUUACUGUGAGGACUUGCUUUGUCUUAAUGUUUAUCAAAGAAACCAUCUACCUUUCCACCCCCCUCCCCCACAGUGUUUAUGGAGAAUGGUAAGACUUCUCCCUGAAACUAUCAACACUAUCAAUCUGGACCGAAUCAUGUUGGACAUCCACAUCUUUAUGAAGGUCUUUCCAAAAGAAAAACUAAAGCAGUGCAAGAGUGAAUUCCCAAUACGGACGCUGAAGACUUUGAUUCACACCUUGUGCAAACUGAAGGGACCCAAGGUGAGAGCAAACUGCUUCACCCCAAGGUGCUUAUGAUCUCUGGAAUAACAAAAGGUUUCUUAAUUAAAAGGUAUCACACUUCUUCCUAGCUUUUGGAUCAUCUAACAAUGAUAGAUAACAAGAAUGAGUCGGAGUUAGAGGCCCACCUGUGCAAAAUGAUGAAACACUCCUUGGACCAAACUGGAAGCAAGUCUGACAAAGGCACAGAAAAGGGAGCUUCUCGCACAGUACGUAUUCCAUAUUUUUAAAAAUUGUUAAACAUGACACCCUGGUGUGAAGCUUGUUAGUUUAUUGAGCCCACAACUGGAAUCUUUUCUGAAUUGUGUCGUGCUUUUACCUCGGACCAUUCAGAAGACUGAUUAAGCUCUUCAAGUAUCUCUGUUCACUUUUAAAGGAAGGAGAAUGCAGCAUGAUCUGCCUGUCUUGCCUUCCUCUUCCCCUUUCAUGUGUAGCCAACAGAAGAGAAAGCUGUGUGAAGAGGGGGGUGGCUUGCUUCUUGGCAUAAACUUUGUCUCCUCUAGAACAGUAACAUUGAAAUACAAAUCCAUACAAACUUGGUGCAGCACAACUGCUAGCAAGUACUAAUGUUAAAAUGUACAUUUUUAAUUUAACAUUGUUGUAUCUUGUGCCUCUUUAAUUACAAGGUUAACAUCUUAUUCUUACUGGCGUGUGGUAAUGGUAAUGCCCAUUGGCCUCUAAUUAUCUCAGCUGGUUCCUUGAACAGCUGGAUGCUAGGACUCCCCCCCCCCCCCGCCCGCCACAAGGUUAAAAAUGUCUAUGUUCUGCCCAGAGGUUCAUCUGAAACAGAAUGUGGAAACAGUGAUUCUCAGCACCCUGUAUGUAUGUAUGUAUGUAUCAUAGCUUGUAGAGCUUCAGAGCAGGAUAGCCAAGAGGUGGAAGAGGGCACAUCUGUUUCUUCGCCACAGUACAUCUUUAAUCCUGCUUGGGGUUGGAUUCUCACACAAACCUACAACUGACCAUAAACCUGUAUCAUUGUAUGGUGGUUAAUGCAAGUUCUUCCCAGUCCAGUAAUCCUGUGCCUCCAGGUCACCAAGUGCAUUCAUGGUUGACCAGGUCUUGACUUAUACUGCAAGACCUGGUACAGUUCUUGGCUAUUGAGCACUAUGUCAUUGCAUAGACUUACAACUUGUUGGUGUUGGCGAUUCCUAAUUGUGCAAAAUGUAUGGAAUCUGCAGCUGACCACUCUUACUCUAAUAGCAAUAGCAACCAACACCUACUGGUUCAAUCAGGACAACUUAUCUGCCCUUUAUUAUAUUUAUAGAAAUGCUUCAACUGUCUAAACUGUCAUCCCUCUAUUUUGGUAAUAUGUCUCAAUUUCUUUUUAUAGGAUGAAAAGACACCAAAGGCCAAAGUGAAUGAUAUUUUAGCAGAGAUAUUUAAGAAAAUUGGGUCUAAAGAAAACACUAAAGAGGUGAGGGCUUUAUUACCAUGGUGGAAGGUGAAAAAUUAGGAACAUUGGUACUUAUAAUGAAUUCCCAAAGGGCUCAUUUGGGAGUGUUGUCCAUCGUGAAAUAAAGAAUAUAGUGAAUCGGCUUGAAUUUGAUGCAUGAGUCUUAAUGAAAACCAGCUAUUGGUUGAUUAGCAAAGAAGAGUGGAUCCUAGAUGCACUCUGCACUCCAGCAGGAGGUAAUCUUCACGGUAAGCACCAGUCCUCCUUUGCCUGUUGGAGUGGGAGUCUUUCCAGAUUGGGAUAUUUUUUAAAAAGCACUUUGAUCACCUGGAUUAUCUAAAUCACUGUUCUCUCAUGGCCAGAGCACUUUCUUUUUUUUUCAAAUAAUUUUUAUUAAGUUUCAUAUUACCAAAUUAAACAUAUCAAACCAAUUAGUCCAAAUUAUAACAAUACAUAUAUAAUCCAAUUAUUUGCCAAAUUAUAAAUUUUUUUUGUGGGGGGUACCCAUGCUUCUCGAUUGGCAGGAGUCCAAUCCUCAACUGUUUUCUGCUGCCUUCAUGUUAAGAAUGAUAUUUUCAGUCUCCUCUUCUCAAUCCUUGUCAUUACACAUUUUCCUUUUCCUUCGCCUCCGAAUUACUCCGCAAAUGGGUUGAAAAAAAACACCAGUCUUAUUUGUAUUUCUGUGUGGACUUUAUACUGCUCUCUCGUAAAUCCCAAUAAUCCAGGCAUUUCCGCUUGAGCAAGCACUCGCCAUCUUGUCGUUCAGAUGAAAUACAGUCUAAAGCUUGCUCUUUAGCUUUUCCGACCUGUUGCAUCGUAAAUUAGCCUUUUUCCAGGAGGGCUGCCCCUUCCAGUUCGCAAUCUCAUCGAAAGAAAUAAAUCUUCGACUCGCCCUCCCCCAAGACCAAAACCUCCUGCAACACAGGUCUCGUAUCCAGUCUCCAUUUUAAGUGCGUCACAGAGAGAGCCCUUCUUUCCAAAUCCUUUACAGGAAAUCUAUAUCAUUCCCACACAGUUCAUAUUCAGUCCCAUUUGCCAAUUAGUUGCUGUGACGGAUCCUCUCAGAGGGAGGGUUAUUAGUAAUCACAUAGAGGAAAAAAAGAUAAAAAGUCAUUCCCCCCCCCCUUAAGUUCCGUUGCACUGCAAUCCACAUACCAGCUUGUCUGUAGUGCUUUGAUUAAUCUUCCGUCUCAGUCUUCUUCAUUUCGGUGGUAAAAUUGUUAGCAGAUAAAAACCUCCUGCCUCUCUUGAAGCAUGUGUGUUAUCUUUCACCAAUUUUUUCCUUUUAAGUAACGCAACUAGUUUCGCUCCUGAAAGUAGCUUGGGAGGAGUUCCGAGAUCCGCCGAGGGUUUACACCCAGUGCCUCACCCCCUCCUUCUUCUGAACUCGGGGGUGAUUUACGGCAACCGCGGGUGAUAACUGCAUCUCUCCCCCCUGGAAAGAUGUUAGGGAGACUGAUUUACUCCCCAUAAUCAGCCUCUAAUUACCUCGUGUGGGCUGGAUAGAUCCGCCAUCUUUCAAGGUGCCCCUAGCGGCCCCCUGGCCAGAGCACUUUCUGCAGCGCUCCAGUGCUACUAUACACACAGAUUGGGACAUUUUAAUGAGAGGACCGUUGUUGGAAAGUGCUAUGAUGCAUAGUGCCACAGGGUUACAAUGUGCCUUGCAUGCCAGUGUGAUGUAUGCUGGCUGAUUCACCUGGCUAAGGUAAAGGUAGAUAUGAUUGUUUCCUCAUCUGUAUGGGUUAAAGGAGUCAAAAUGCUCUGUUGCUGAAAAGCAAAUGUACGUUGUGUGAAUGUCAUUCUGUGGACUAAUUCUAAUUACAGUGGUAUCUCUGAUUAAAAACUUAAUUCGUUCUGGAGGUCCAUUCUUAACCUGAAACUGUUCUUAACCUGAGGUACCAUUUUAGCUAAUGGGGCCUCCCGCUGCUGCCGCACAAUUUCUGUUCUCAUCCUGAGGUAAAGUUCUUAACCCGAGGUACUAUUUCUGGGUUAGCAGAGUCUGUAACCUGAAGCAUUUGUAACCCGAACCGUUUGUAACCCGAGGUACCACUGCAUUGUUGACAGUGCUCUGGAUGGUGGUAGAUGUUAGGAGUGUAUACCAACCACAAGUUUAGGUUCAGACCCUGAUAUGGCACUUUGGAAAACAGCCUGCCUCAGUCUGAGGUGCUGAGUCAGUCCAAAACCAUUUCACAUUUCCUCGUCCCCGUUAAUUAAUGGGAAGUAACACACACACACACACACACACACACACACACACACACACACACCAUUUGACAGACAUGGAUAAAAUUUGCUGGCAUAUGAGCCCCUCCAAAGCAAAUAAAUCCUGCCAAAUUAAAAGCAGUUUGGCCCUGGGCCUUUUGUAGUGGACACCUUCAAACUCUGUUGUGUUUACCAGUUUUACAGCACACUCACCUUUAACCCUAAAGCUGGUGAUGAUUUUGUAAACAUGUAACUUUUGAAUGACUGAAGCUCUUCUUUCUGCAGGGUCUGGCAGAGCUUUAUGAAUAUAAAAAGAAGUAUUCUGAUGCAGACAUUGAGCCCUUCCUAAAAAACUCCUCACAGUUCUUCCAGAGCUAUGUGGAACGAGGUCUCCGACUGAUUGAAAUGGAAAGGGAGGGCAAAGGGCGCAUUCCUUCUACAGGUAACUCCCAGAGCACUGUGACAGCAUGGACUAGAGGGAGCCAAUGGCUGUAAUUGACUGUAGGGGGCUUCAGAAAUAAUUCACCUGUUCUUUUGUAACUGGUGGUAUGAAAUAUAGGCAUGAAAUUAAAACAUCAUAGGGCAAUUGCACAAUAGUCUCUCACCAAGCAUAUUUCUCUUGGCCUCAGGAGGUAAUUGCAAUUGACUUUCCCCCCUAAGAGCUGGUUCCUGGGCUGUGUAGAAGCAAAGAAAAUUGUAUCUCCCGAUCCACAAGCUUCAGAUCAGCAAGUCCCACCAUCCCAUGUUACAAUGCAAGAGGGGAAAGCAGCAGCACGAGUCAUGGGUCACUUGCGCAUUGCCUUUCCUAAUUGCUUUGUAACAUACGUAAAGGCUUGUUCUCAGCCUUCCUAUCCACGAAAACAUUAGUAAAAGCAAGUAGUCUGCAAAGUCACAGCUGCUGUGAAUCAACAAUGUCACUCCCACUGCAGAAGUAGGCAUAUUAAAAGACCUCUGAACCAAUAAGGACACAUCCUGGCAUCCGAACUACACUGGGGCCACUGCAGCUUGGCUCAUUUUCCUUCACCUCUUAAAAAUCAUCAGAAACCUCAGACUGCUACAUAGGAAGAACCCACAUCUUGGUUCUUUCCCAUAGCCAGUGUUGCUCCUGUUUCAGGAAAGGCAGUGCUGGCAGGAGGAGGAGCCAUGCGGUGGACUCAUGGUCCAAGGCUUCUGAGGUUAUCCCCGGAGCACAGAAAGUGCAGCAGCUCCUACACCACAUGGACCCUGAGAAACAUCACAAUCCUCAGUUGGUGUCUGCUUGGACUCAUUUUUUGUGUUUGUGUUUGUUUUUUGUUUUUGUUUUUUCCAUAUUCCAGGGGUUUCUCCACAGAUGGAGGUAUCGUGUAUCCCUACUCCCACCAAUACAGUCCCUUCAUCUAUAGGAAAUGCCAAUGGGGAAGAGGUGGGGCCUUCCGUCUACUUGGAAAGGCUAAAAAUCCUCAGGCAACGAUGUGGCCUUGACAAUGCAAAGGUAUUCUCUCGAUUUACGUAUGCGGCAGUGUCUGUGUUUCAGCAUCCUCUCUCUUUCUCUAGUCCUUGGUGAAUCCUUGUCUCUCAUGGCAUGUUUGCUCUUGGGGCAGAAGGCUUGACACAUCUUUGCUUGCAGACUACUUGCUUUCGCUAGACUCCUUGGGGCAGCCAGGUGGGACAGGAAGCUACUUCAGGCGCUGCACAGAACUGAGGAAAGACAAAGCACGAGUGUUAUCACUUGAGCUGCUGUUUUCCCUGUAACAUAGGAGGGGCUUGCUGAUCUUGCCUGUCAUGAAACCAUUGAGCCUCUUGGGUGAUCGAUUCAGAGGUUCAUUGAUCUCUCAACCAAUGAUACACAUUUUUCUUUGUAUGUAGUGCAUAAACUGUCUGAUAGGAGAAGGCCUAAUGUAUUUUUGCCUCCAAAGCUCUAAACAUCAGGCUUUUGCACUACUGCUUAUUGUUCUAUGAGUGUGUGUAGGCUUGGCGUACUAUCAUAUCAGCAUAGAUGGGCAAGCCUGUGUAUAGACUGCACUUGAAAAGAAUGGUUUUGUGGCAAUAAAAUAUUUGAUUUGCAAAAUAAUAAUGAUGAUGUGUAAAGGUUACAGAAUUAAUCAGUGCAUAUUGAGCUGUGACAACUAAUAAAAUUGUAAAGAAACAUACUGUUUAUAUGGGGCAGAGAUGCUAGAACAUUAAUGCCUGAUAAAUCACUGGAGAAACUGACCCAGAAGCACAUCUAGAUAAACUUUGGAACAGUGUUCUGUGGUUCCUUAGAUGUGUGAACCAUCUAGAAGCUCCAGUUGAGCACUUUCUAAUGAGAGUGGGGAAAAUGGAAGCUAACAAGUUGUGACCUGAUUUCUCACACUGCCUUUGAAUUGUUAAGAUGUUUUUGGUUCAGUCACAAAGGUAUUGUUAGACGAUUGUUUCUACAAAGACUGGCUCCCUCUCAGAAUGGAAUAGCAUCAAAGCUUCAGCUUUGUGUCUGAUGUGGACUCAAAGAAAUGCCAUGUGUUAAUUUAUUAUGCAUCAAGCGUGCUUGAGCAAAUUCCUUUCCAGCUGACAGGUGCUGUAUGUGGUGAAAACACAGUUGGUGGAGGAGCAAGCCAAGAUGCUGGAUCGUUCACUUUAGCAAUCCCAUAAUCAGGAUUGCACUAUAAGCACAGGUGUAUGAACCCACUCAUUAUUCUAAACUCGUAAAAGGAUCGGCACACCACCUUUUUUUUGAAUGGUUUCCAAAUAGCAAGCAGAACAGAAAAUGCUCUGGUAUUGAUAAUUUUUGCUUUGGAACAAGUGUUUUGAGCAUUGUUUCUGUCCACAGCAGGAAGACAGAGCACCCCUGACCUCCCAGCUGUCCAAGCCAUCAGCCCCUACAGUUGCAUCCUCCACAGAUAUGCUCCACAGUAAGCUUUCUCAGCUCCGUGAGUCACGGGAACAAUACCAGCACAUCGAUCUGGACUCCAAUCAGACCCACUCUUCUGGCAUUGGAACCACCACGUCCUCCUCUGCAGCAUCCAAUAUUGAUGACUUGAAAAAAAGACUGGAGAGAAUAAAAAGCAGCCGCAAGUGAAAUUGCAUCAGACAGCGUGGCUGUUGAAGAGCUGUCCACAUUUAGUUUACUAAACUAGAAGUCUUCAUAGUUAAGUGGCCUCAUGUAGGCCUUCUGUAUACAAACUGGUUUAUGUGUAUAAUACAGCAGAUCUUGGAGGAGGAUCCAAGUCAUUGUGGCACAAGUCUUUGUACAUACUUUGCUUCUCUGUGAGCUUUUAUUGACCGUAGAAGACUGUCUGUAUUAGUUUUAGUGUACAGAGCUGUAAACAACCAUUCUCUUCAAUCCAGUUUCUCAUAACUUUAUUUGUAAAGUUGUCUUCUCUUUCUUAGCUCUUAACUCUUAGAAGCUCUUCAGUGGUUUUUCUUUUAUUUUUAACAACUUCUUCUCCAUAUAAUCCUUGAACAGUUUCUGUACGGACGCAUGGCAUGAAUUAACUAAGUGUCUUUUUGUAAAUAAAGUUUGCAUUAACUCUCUCUGGGAGCAGCAGUGGCUGUUGGUGAGAAAUGUCCAUCCAUGUUCUUAGUUACAAGUGACUCAGCCUUUCUAGUUGUCCGUGAGCUGCUGUCUAAACCUUCACAGCAGAUUAACUUUCAUGGAGAAGCUGAGACACUAACAUUGCAAGCAUGCUUCAGGUUGAAGAAAUCUUUGAUUUCUAUUGUGAGCACUGUUAGUCUUACCAUGGCUUCCAGAAUUGCGUGGGGCAGAGGCAAAACAUUUCACCCCCCAAAAAACCACUUUCCAAGCCCUUCUCUGUGUUUUAAUCUAGUUAGCCUACAAGUGCUAGAAUGCUCAGGUUCCUUUUAAGGAUUUAGUUUCAUCCAUUUUGAGAACUGAUUUUUUAAAAAUGGUGGAUGAUCAGUAUCCUACACUGAAGACAUGUUGGCCUUUCCUCAUAUGUCAGUUGCUAUACAUGCUGGAGCCCAGAAUAUUUGCUCUUAGAUAUAUUUUUAGCUCUGCUGUCAGCCUGAAAGUUUUGUAGUAAAUGUAUGAUCAGUGAUUGCUGCUAGUGGUUGAGAACAUAGUCUUGGGGACACUGUUUCCAAAAUACAUGUGUUCUCAGAAGGUGAAUUAUACUGUGGCAGUUGACGGUCACGUGGAUGUGGUUGUGGGGAAUUGUUCUGGAGGACUUGCUGCUUUUAUGUAUGGGUUAUGCAUUUGUGUGCCUCUUACAAUCUGAGCUAUAGCACACAGUUGUUGGAGUAAUUUCUAGGUUAAUCUUCCCUCCUCUGCCCCUGCCUUGGAUAUUUUGACAUAAGUGGCAUUGCACCGUCUUUAACACGCUCCCAGAAAUACCAGCUCUUUCCUGUGGCUGACAGAGAUUUAAUUUCAUUUGCAUUUCUUCGUGCUUGUUAGACGUUGAUUAAAUAGCAUUUACUAUACACCAUAGUUUAGUGUUGCAUCAAAUCAAAUUGGUUGUCUUUAUAAACUUUGUUGGUCAUUGUGUACACAUUAUGAUGUGUAUGCUGAUUUGGAAGCGAUGCCCAUAAGAGGGUGCAUCCCAGUGUGUGCAUUAUUUGCCUUCUGGGAGGACUCUGCACACUUCCCAUUGUUAACUUGCAGUUUUUUUCAGUGGAUGCCACUUCAUAUUGAAUCAGCUGCCUUAGGUAGGGCUAUGAAAGAUUGAAUCAGCACCUGUCAGCCACUUUAGCACUUUGGUGUGCCUUGCAGUGGUGCAAAAUGCAUACAGUUUGUGGGGCUCUGAGUUGCUGCUUGUGGCAUCUAGUGAUAGCCUCCUCUUGUAGCUGAUGCCCUGUUCCUUACUCUUAUGUUGGAGCUCACACUGGUAUAGUAAGUGCAAGGAACGGAGAGGUAAUGGUCAUUAGAAAUACAAUUUGCAGGGGGGGUGUAUGUGUGUCAUUAGUGAGAUUUGGAAAUGCAAUGAAGUCUCUGGCAAACUUUGUUUUCUCUAAAAAGAUGCUCUCCCCACCACUAGGUGUGGCUUUAGUUUUGAUACAUUCUCCCCUUACAGUGCUGGUUUCAGAAAUGCCCUAUUUAAGCCACAUUUAGCUUAACCUAGAGCCAAUGGAAAUGUUUCUACAGUAUGUUUGAAUAAAUGUUACAUUUUACUACUAAAA